GGCUGAUCACCAUAGGCCGGACCGCGCUCCGCCAAUCGCUGCAGUCCCUGGCUCAGUAAUGCAGCAGCAGCCUGCUCUCCCCAUCCCAGGGAGUCUAUUGUAAGGGAGCAGCAGCCAGCAGCGGCACAAAGGGCGCCCUCCCCGAGCUCACCUCCCCUCACACCGCGCACCAUGAGCACCAACAUCAGGUACAAGAGCAAGCUACUGAAGACAGGUGAGCUGCCAGCCUGGGGAGGGGGAGGGGGUGUAAUGGGGGCUCGCUGUGUUCAGAUCCCUGACCUGUCUGUUUCCUCUCCCCCACCUCCUCCUGGAUCCCGUGCGGCCUCCUGGGACCUCCACAGACGAGAAAGAGGUAAGGACAGUGCCCUCCAUGCUAUCAUCCUGUCUGCAGCCUAAUCCGACACACAAGGGGUUAACACACUGACUAUGAAUUAAAUGAUAAUUAUACAUACAUGCACUCACAUUACCAGCACCUACAAUGUCACUGUCACACAUCCAUCACACGGGGAUUAACCCCUUAAUGCCUUCUAAUACAGCAAUCUGUCUACCAAAGGGUUAACUCCCCAAUGACCAAACAUACCCCUGGCCAAAUACAAACAGUCAUGCGGAGGAGAUUAGCUUACUGGCUGUGGAUUCAUUAUUCUGUGUUUCGCAGACCUUUGACACACACACACACACACACACACAAAAAAUCAACCAAGAUAUAAAAUAAUGAAGUAUUUUGAUUUGAACCGAUUCAGCACCAUUUCCUGCAAUAGACAUGUUGGGAUGAGGAGGAUCGGUCUGUCCAUGCUACGGGUGCUAUGACCUCAUUCUGAGGUUUUUCGGUGUAUUCCUAAUGACAUAUUGCAUGGGAGAAGGCACGCUGACAGCUACAUCAGGGUUUAACCCAUACAGUCGCAACCAUGAUUUAAUGUUCUAGCAUCCUUAUUCAGAAAUGGAUGACUGGCACUGAUAAUACACCCCCUACAGCUGGCAUCCCUUCCUACUGUACAGUGCAUGAUUGCAUCUAGAAUAAACCUCCCCAUUCUAUAAAUGGUAUUAAUGUGUGUGCCAUGUGAUACAUAACAUUCCAAAUCCUAUAGCUAACGGUACUGAUGGACAUACUCAUUGAUGUGAAUCCAUUUAAUAAGGUAUACAGUAUACUGAAUCCUCAUUUUAAUGUUGCCAUGUAUUUAGUAUAAUCUAUACCGGUCCAUAUGUUUCAAGUGCUAAGUCAUCUCUUGUUUUGGGCCUGAUAUCAUUUGAAUUCAAUGUCUAACGCAAUGCAUAUGUACAUACUGGUGGGGAAAUAGCUCAAAACCAUUCAUCAUAUGCAAGAAUGUGGGCCCUUUAGCUAUGUCACUCAUUGCUAGAAUAAUAGAUGGUAUCAAAAAGAGGGGAAGUUUCAUUGUGGAAUGGGCUGAACUCCCUUUAGCAAAUGCAUUUCUUCUGUGGCUGAUUAGUGUUUGUGUUGUCUCUGCAGGUAAUGCGAUGAAUACUCAGGAUGUCACAGGGGAACCUGUGGUUUUUUUUCUAGAAUGUAAAAUAUAUAAUGGUAGAGGCGCCCUCUAAAUAUUCACAAGUAAUGUGUGUUUUAAUGUAAUGUAUCCCAGUAUCCCAGAUGAUAUAAACAGUCUGAUCCAGGGAGUAUUAUGUGACCAAGUGAAAAAGGUUAUUGCUGUCAAAGUUUGUUUUUGUACUUCUAUAUUUAAACCGCUUUAUAUAUUAUGCACGUUUUUUUAUAUAUGUUUGCAGCAUCCUUUCUGGUUCGCACAUGUCAUUUUUUGGCAGUUGCCUUGUUGCGUGCUAUUCCCAUCUGGCUAAAUAACUCCACAUUUGCCAAGCAUCUCUUUAUGAAGAGGUGGUUAUUUCUGAUCUGGGGAGGUACCCAGUGAUGUCAUUUUGUGACAUCAGCUGGGAAUUGAACUGUACCACAGAGAAACAACGUUUAACUGGUUUAGGAGUGGAAAAAGCAGUGGAGGAGUUGGAAUAACAAUGUGUAAUGUGCUCGCAGGGCCCCUGUAUGGUAUGAUAGCAAGCACUAUACUACAUGUUUUCUUUGCAUAGUAUUGCUUCCAGUUAUUAUUUGAAGAGCUUCUAUUCCGCACCUUGCUUCUUUUUACAACUUUUAUUCACACUUCAUGUUUAAUUUACCUUGGCAGUGCUUGUCUUCAUUUUCCUGUUAUGGUUUUGUACUUUCCAUGAGAGAUCCUUUCUGGCCGAUGGAUAAAUUUGGCAUGUGAAUGUCAACGAUUCAGGCUGUAUUAUUGCUUUUUUUCAUGAGGUCCAAUUUGACAGGGAAUACAGUGAUGAGCCCCCAUACCAUUUACUUAUUUGCAGAUGACAUCAUUAAUAAAAACUGCAAUUUAAGGCUUUUAUAUUCUAGAAAAAUGACUCUUUAUGUCAAGAACCGGGUGGUUCGAAACACGUAAGGAAGAUUUUUUGACUUUUGUAUUCCUCUGUUUGUUUAUGUACCUUGUGGAAUAAACCUUUCCGUUUGGAUUUUGAACAUUUGCUUUUCCUGGCAUUAUUUUUUUGCUUUUCCUUUUAUAUUCUAGACAAAUGUUAGCAUAACGGAUUACACACCUUCAUGGAACCCAGAAGGUUAUGUUUCCUUGGUUAAGUAAAGUUUGAGCUGGUUGUCUUUACAUUUAGCCACUAACUUCAUGCUUUAGAUUUCCACUGUUAUCGACUGGUAAAUAGUGAAUUAUAGAACAAGAGAAAUUACCACCGCAUGCAGUUUCUAACUCAUUCAACUUUACGCCUACUGUAGUAACUGCAAAUUCCCAUUAUAUGCUACAGGAAAAACAGACAAUUAUUCUAUAUUUGAGUACAUUUAAAGAAAAACUUCAAGCACCAUAACCACUACAGAACACGGUAGUGGUUAUGGUGUCAGAAGUGCCGUGGUCCUCCCCACACUUCAGACAGUCAAGCUUCCAUUAGUAAUGACAGAGAACUGGAAGCUCUAUGUCUGAGUAGGCCUGGUGGUGCAGGGCUUAGCUCAUUGGCUAAAAACAAUUUCACUACUUACAAUGGAUGGGCACCAGGGCACUCCUUUCACCAAAAUUAUGGAGCUAGAAGUGUAUCUUUAAGUACUAAAGCCUACCUAACAGCAUUUUCAUUAAUACCUGAGAAAUGUUGCUUGUCAGGUGUAUUAAAAGUGCAUUGGGGUUUAUUCACUAAACAGAGAAUUGUAGUGAAUUAAAUCCAAAUUGUACAUUUUAGGCUAAAAUUGUGGAGCUAUAACGCAGUCUUUUGCCAAAUUCAGCAAACCAUGCUAAAGUGGUUUGACAUUGUACUGUGGGACAGCGCCAAGGCUCUCCUAGCACCGUAACCACUACAGCAGCCUGUACCUGGUUAUGGUCCAGGGAGUGUUCUUGGCCUGGGAACAUUAAUAAAGGGACACUAUAGUCACCAGAACAACUACAGCUUAUUGAAUUUGUUCUGGUGAGUAGAAUCAUUACCGUCAGGCUUUUUGCUGUAAACGCAGUCUUUUCAGAGAAAAUGCAGUGUUUACAUUACAGCCUAGUGACAACUUCACUGGCCACUCCUCAGAUGGCUGUUAGAGAUCCUUCCUGGGUCAUGGCUGCCUAAAAUGCAUCCAAACAUUCAGUGUCUUCUCCCCCUGCAUGCAGACACGGAAUUUUCCUCAUAGAGAUUCAUUGAUUCAAUUCAUCUAUAUGAGGAGAUGCUGAUUGGCCUGGGCUGUGUUUGAAUCAUGCUGGCUCUACCCCUGAUCUGCCUCUUUGUCAGUCUCAGCCAAUCCUAUCGGGAAACACUGUGAUUGGAUCAGGCCACCACUUCUAAACGAUGUCAGCAGACUGCUUGUUUUUCUGAGGCAAACAGCAUGCAGAGUUACAGCUUCACGCUUGAAUACAGUAAGAUUUUGCUAUAUUCAUAGAGGCAUGAGGGGCUGAGGGGGGCUGGAUGGUGAUUUUAACACUAUAGGGUCAGGAAUACAUGUUUGUGUUCCUGACCCUAUAGUGAUCCUUUAAUGUUCCGUGGAACAUUUUGGAAGUUUGUCAUACAUUUUAUAUAAUACAUUAUUAGUGUAUUGCUAAUGGGUAAUAAAAAAAAAAUAGUCAGGGUUAAACAGUGAUAAUAAAUAAGUUGAUAUCUGUAAAUAAUACAGUAAAGAUGCAUAUCGUAGAUGAUAGGAGCAACAGGACAUGUCUUCAUGCUCUGAGUUAAAGAUGGCAAAAGAUGAUAAUGAAAGCUUAUAAAUUAACUGGUGUGAUUCUGAACAAAAACAACUAUAGGUUAUUUUAGGUCAGAAGGAAGGGAUGUGUAGACAAAGUACAGUGGAUUAUUUUUGCUAUUAUAUGAUGAGUUUUUAUAUCUCUGUAAAACAAGGCAGUGGUGUGUUUAGAUGUGCUGCACCUUCCCAUCACUGGUGUGUUGGAGUGGCUGUUCCUGAUGAUCUGGCCUGUGAAUGUUGUUGAUCCAGCAGGGUUGCAUAGCUUCUCAUUCUGUGUCACUCUGACACCUUUCGUGCAGCUGGCUAACACCUAGUUAAGAAAGGCUGUGCUGGGACACGUACAAGAGGGAGCCCUAAGUCACACUGGUAGAUUCACUUUAUUAUCUUAUGGGAAGAAGAUUUAUUGCCUGUUAGUAGAAAUGACUAUUUUUGACAUUUUUGUGAAAUUGACAAUGCUGCAACACAUGGCGUGUGAGUAUAGUUACAAUUUAUAAUCUUUUAUGGUUUUCCAGCUCACAUAGAUCAUUUUAAGACACAGAUAAUUUUAAGCCUGCAAAGUUCAUGACACAACAGACAUGACCCCACUAACAUGCAUACAGUGACCACAUAGCCAAUUAUUCUUAUUAAACUAAACAUAGUCACAUGCAGACACACACCCUGCUUUGGCACAUUAAAGCAGGUGUGUCAAACUACAUUCCAAAUAUGAAAAAGAGUGUACACUUUAAAGAAGAAGUAUGAUUUAAGCUUAAAAAGUUUUUUGUUUUUUUUAGUAAAAUUAUUGCGCUAUGACAUAAUUGCGGUCAGUUGAAAGCUUUGGGAUUUUCAAGGCAGAAGCAGCCCAUUCCACUGAAAAUGUGGCUGUCUAGUAUUUAUAAACCAAGCAUAUAUUCUUAACAAAACACCUAAAAGGAGUACUAUAGCAUUAGGAAUAGUGAUGUCCCGAACGAUUCGCCACGAACGGUUCGCCACGGACUCAUCAUUGAGUAAACUUUGACCCUGUACCUCACAGUCAGCAGACACAUUCCAGCCAAUCAGCAGCAGACCCUCCCACCUCCUGGACAGCAUCCAUUUUGAAGCUUCAUUCUUAGUGAGCUGUCCAGGAGGUGGGAGGGUCUGGGAGGGAGGGUCUGCUGCUGAUUGGCUGGAAUGUGUCUGCUGAUUGUGAGGUACAGGGUCAAAGUUUACUCAAUGAUGAGUCCGCGGCGAACCGUUCGGGACAUCACUAAUUAGGAAUGCAAAUGUGUAUUCCGCACUCCAUAGUGCCCAUUAGGUCCACUGCUCCCACAUGUAGAUAGUAAAAAAAGUUUAUUUACCUUACAGUGCCAGUCUCCGAGCUGCAGUCCUUGGCUCAAUGAUCUCAGCCAAACCAACGCUUUCCCAUAGGAAAGCAAUGGGAGGCUUGUGUAAUUGCACAGUCUGGGCCUAUCAGAUGGUCUCUAUGAGACUAAAAUAUCAGAAUUUUACUGUAUUUCGUUGGAAGCAUCGCUAGUGACUGUCUGAAUCUUAGUGAAAGCCAAUGGAGGCAUUUAAACCGUGCAAUAAAAACAUUACCAUUCUGCAGAAUGUUAAAAGGUGAGGGGGUGGGGAGGGGAGAUGAGGGCAUGCUACCCAAAGCACUUUAUUGAGAUAAAGUGGUCUGGGUUCCUAUAGUGUUCCUUUUUUACCCUAGUGUUAAGUAUUCAUAUGUUGUUUCUCAUAAAUACAAGUAUAUCUUGUGAACAUCUGUAACCCCAAAUUACAUGGUCAUUGUGUAUCGUACGAGGUGGGAGUCCAGUAUUAUCUGAGUAUUGUGCUUUUCCACACUCAAAAGAUUUUAGGUAACAUGCAGUCACAUAUCUGACUGACUUGUGUUUUAAAAACUUCUGGUAUGACCAAUGUCUUAUUACAAGUGAAAAACAAUGUUUUACGUUUCAAGAUCUAUAAACUAGUGACUGUGUAGAAAUGUCUCUGUGACAUCAUUAGAAAAUAUUAGAAAAUACAAACAUUAAAAUAGUCACAUUUCAAGUUUUAGCUGCAAAUCCCCAGCAAUUAACAGCUUGUUGAUUGUCAGUACAUGAAAAUGCUGCCCUUUUUUGUAAACUGUAUAUAUUGUGUCUUAUAUAGAGUGUCUCCGUUUAUUUAUUAUCUUUUAUCUAUUAUUCAUUAAAAGUUAAGUUUUAACUCCUUUCUGCCUAAUACGAACUGGUCAGUGCUUCUCUGUUUUGCUCUUGUUUUGUAAUAAUGGAUCAUGUAUGUAUUGCAGGAUUCCUGAUUGAUUUAUCACCUGAUUUACUACCUGCAGUAUGUGACUGCUAAAUAGUGCAAGGCAGCAAUUUCUGUAUGUUGCCCGUCAAUAUGUAUAAAUUAUAUGUGUACUGAAAAACUUGAAGAAUAUGGUAUCCCUUUUUAUGGGAUGUAAUUGUAAUUCAAAAGCUACCUUUCUUCAGAAGAUCACUGGCAAUGGAACAACAAUGACCAGAAGCCCCUACUGUUUCCUGAAAUUAGCGCUGUGCAGAGAUUUAUGGGAUAUGCUUAAAACUUGAAUAAAAAGUUAAAAGGGCAUUUUUGGCUGCAUCACUUGCUGCACUUGACAGAGCUUGCUGCAGACGAUGCAAAGCGUGGGGAUUUGCAGCAAAUGCAGAAUUUUAAAACUUGGAUUUUUAAAAAAUAAUUAUAAAUAUGAUCACUUUAAAUAUGGUUUGGAAUUUUUUGAAUAAUGCAUUCAAAAAUGAGUGUUGAGUUUGGGGUCACUUUAAUGUCAGUAUAAUAUAUUUCUGGUAGCACUAUCAGAAUGUUAAUUGGCUCCAAUUAAUGCAUAGCUUGAUUAACUACUGAAGUCAGCAGUUAUAGUGCCGUGAGUUGACAGAAAGUCAGUGUGGCAUCAGCAGUGCCCGCAAAUAAAAUGAACAGUCCAAUGGUGAAAAUAAACAUAUACAUUUUUACUGUUAGAAUUAAAUGCCAAAAAAACUCAAAUGUAACCAGUGCUGGGAGAGUCUCCUCAGUGCAGUUACUUCAAGAAGCCUGUCUCAAGUGAUUCUCUCUAAGAUAAGCAUUGGUUGCAUUUGUUAUCACAAAUUCACAAUGCUUUGACUGAUGAUGCAGAACGUAAAGACCUUUGAAAAUUGAUGGUCUUCAGUGAGCAAGCCACUAGGGGCAUGAUUUUGGGAAGAUGUAAACAUUGACGAUGUAUCAGAAACUACAGUGUUUUACAUUAGCAGACAGAAGGGGCAAUAUCUUUACCCACUUCUCUAAGGUGAAGUGGUUUUGGUGCUUACACUGUUCCUUCAAUAGUCUGAUUAUGCCAGAGUGUCUUUGAGAAAGACAGCCGCUAAAGAAAUAGUAUUGUUUAUUAAAAGGCAGUUUAUAUAUGGAGACUAUAUUUAAAAGAAGAAAAACUACCAUAACAAGAGGACAUAGUCUUAAAUUAGAGGGACAAAGGUUUAAAAAUAAUAUCAGGAAGUAUUACUUUACUGAGAGGGUAGUGGAUGCAUGGAAUAGCCUUCCAGCUGAAGUGGUAGAGGUUAACACAGUAAAGGAGUUUAAGCACGCGUGGGAUAUGCAUAAGGCUAUCCUAACUAUAAGAUAAGGCCAGGGACUAAUGAAAGUAUUUAGAAAAUUGGGCAGACUAGAUGGGCCGAAUGGUUCUUAUCUGCCGUCACAUUCUAUGUUUCUAAAUUUCUAUGUUUUAUUGUUCCAGGAACCAGGCUGGAGGCAUCCAUUAGUUUAUCCCUAUAUGUUCCUAUGCUGAUCACUGACUAGAACUUGAUUUACAGAUGUACUAUGAUUGAAAGCAUCGAGCAUCCAGUCAGAAUACAGCACAAUUCUAGUGCGUUAUUCUUGUUUCCUCCAGUUCUGCAGCUUUCCCUGAAGUGCAUGGCUUCGUGCUGUACUAAAAUUAUGACAGGCAUUUAAAUUCAAAUGGAAAUGUGUCUCAUGGUGCUAUUUCAUAUAAAAUCCAUUCAUACUAAAGUGUUACUAACCUUUUAAAUAGCCGUAACAUUUACAUAACAAUACAUUGAAAAUAGGACACAGUAGAAAAACCAGAAUAACAACAGAGAGACAAUCUAACAGUAUGUAGUAAUUGUCUCAAAAAACAAACAACCAACCAAAACAUGACAGAUCCCCUUUAAGAAUGUCUUGCACCCAAACGGACGUUGCACUACUAGAUUAUAGCUUCAGGGUUUUUUAAGCUAUUCCUACAAUCAUGCAUUACAUUUAAAUGUGUUUGAGGUGCAACACUGCAAGUCAUAGGGCUUCAUAGAAAAAAUAAAUAAAAACCUGAUAUUUUUUUCCCUGGAGGAUGUGAGAUGAAUUGAAUAUAACCUCUGCAGUCACAUAUAUUUUGAAUGUGUGUACAUAGCUUUAUGUGGCUUCUAUAAAUUGCAGUUUUAAAGCAAGUGGGCUAUCUGGAAUAUCAUCCUAUUAUCAACAGAAACUGAAAAUUAUGGUGAUUAUCUGAAAAUGGUGGAUAUUCAAAGGUGGCCUUGCUAUCAGAAGAAUUAUUGGGGCCUCUUACAAAACCACCAUUGGCUGGGCCCUCCUUAUACAUGCUAGCAGAAACAACACACACACACUUUCACAGAAACAUACACACAGAUACACGUUCCCAGUCUUGGACAUUCCCAUACUCACAGAUAAACACUAGCACAUACAGAAAAAUAAUUCAACAAACACACUUAGAUACACAUACAUACAUACAUACAAACACAGGUACACACUGCCACGUACAUUUACACACACAUACAUACUGCUACACAUAUACACAAAGUGAUAAAAACUACUACACCAAGAUUUACGCUACCACACACAAAUAAAUACUGCCACACAGACACAAAAUUAUUAUACCCAGUUAAGCUAUAUCUUAGCCACACUCAUCUUUGUUUACCUUUGUGCUAAAGGAGGGUGGCUUCCCUGGAUCCAGUGGGGCAGGGACCUGCUCAGACUCACAUUCAGAAUGCAAUAUUUAUAUCUGUCCAACCAGAUUCCUUAGCGCUCUGCUUGUUGGCCACACUGGGCCCCAUACACAUGUAUGGCUUAACCCAAUGAUGCAGAUGUUUAGGGGUGUAUAAUUUUUUUGUUUAUUUUUAAAUGUAUUGCAGUGAAUUAUUUAUUGGCAUCCAUAAUAUCAAGAUUAACUGUUGCUAUUUGCCUUGCUUAUAUCUGUGCUGAGUCUCUCUGUCUCUUUAACAAAUCUUGGGUCAUACUUUCUGUUUGUUGGUGCACGCAUUGCUGAAAAGAUAUUAUGCUUUGAUUGCACAAAACUAAAUUAAAGACUAAUAUCUUAUGUGUUAUUUAUUAUUGCUGUUAAGCUUUUCUUUUUGCGGUUGACUGUAGUGAAUAAUUGCUCUCACGCCCCAUUUCUAAAAGACCACAGUGUAAAUUGAAACAGAGGAACAAAUUAGAGGGUGCACUAAGUACUGCUAAUGAAUGGCAGAAAGGAAAAACUUUCUUGCUGAUGUUAUUUCACAUAAUCUCAUUCCUUAUGAGGUUUUUAAAACAGGUCAUGUAAACUGUAAUGAAACUGGAGAAUUUUGGAUCCUUCCUACUGACAGGUGCUGCUUCUAUAGUCCUUGUACUACUGUUUUCCCUCAUAGGAAAUUAGUGAUAUUGUUAUAUUGUAAUACAGUCCAUCAAGUUCAGCGUUUUUAACACGUUUCUUUCUGCUGUUGAGCCACAAAACAAAAAUCCUUUCCCCUGCCAUAGGCAAAAUCUACUUUUUUAAAGUCGAAGGGCUUUUUUUUGUGUUGCCUGUAGGUAUCUGAUGUAAGCUCUUGUAAUUAACAACAGCCAAAAGAUAUUAGCGUCCACAAAUUACGGAUGACUUUCUAAACUUGUGGUUGUUCUUUAGUGGCCUACUGAUAGUAAUCACCACAUAGCAAUUACCACCUUUGUGAGUACUGAAAAAAAGUGCAUGCAACAAUAAUUUGCCAUAUCAACAACCUAAACUAGACAAAGUUGUCUGUUUCAGUGUUGCAGCAGAGGACAGUGUAUUGUGGCACUGAGAGGCAUAGAUCCCAAUAAUACUGGAUAGGGGAUGAAGAGUAAUAACGUGGCCCAAGACAAUGAGGAGAUCCCAGUCUCAGUAGCAAUAAAACUCAACGCUGAGUUUUUUUUUAGCAGUAUAGUUCAGUUUGGAGUGUGGAGGGUGGAGGAAUGGAAAUACAAGGGGAUUAAGGAAUGGUAAUAUGUGAUGCUUGGGGAUGUGUGGGUCAAAGUGGGGUGUCAGUAUUUGGGGUAAGUGGAGGGCAGUAGUUGGAGGGUCGGAUACUACUGUGUGUGUCUUUUGGAUACAUCAAACUCAUACAUUCUCAACUCCCUUGCAAUGGGAUUCUUCAGAGAGUACAGUAAGCUGUAGCAUUGCCAUUCAUGAGUUGAGUAAAAACAUAAACGAUAUGUCAUAUCUAUAAUCAGGUUUUAUAAAUGUGGUCCACAGAACCUUUAAGGCCAUGCAUUGCGUGUGUAACAAAUGAACUUAUAUUAUUGCUUCUGCCAGUCUGAUUUCUUCAACAGAUGAUAGUGAUUCUAUAAGGUUAGAUUGUGUAGAGCUUUUCCAUUGGAGGGGUAUUAAUGUUUUUGUUGUGUUAAUGAGGCAGAUAUUGUGAUCUUAUAAUAUUGUUCCAUUGACAGCACAUUAAUAUGCAUCAUGCCGCUGGUUUAAAUGCAGGGCUCGUGAUGUGGGAAAUAAUUAAAUGUAUUGGUAUCCAAAAAAGAAACAAUCAGUAAGUCCACAAGAUAUAGCAGAACGUGCCCCUGCCACUUUGUUUCUGACAGCUGCAGUGGGUCCUUUGUAUGGCCAAAACCACCUGGACAAUAAUGUUGCAGAUGUUUUCUGGAUCCACGAGGAGAUGGAGCAAUGUUGGCUGGGGGUACAGAUUUUUACCCAUCGGAUGUCCGUAAAGACUGUUUUGUAGUGGCUGUCCUAUAUGUUGUAUGGAAAAAACUUAGGAGUCAGUGGUAGUGGAACUGUACUAUGAAAGGUAUAUUUGUCAUUUUUAUCUGACGUUGUAAUUGGCGUAGCUUACCCUGGAGUGGAGUUGGUUGUGUGCUUUAAGUUUAAAGACCUGUGGUGGGUGUUCUAGGCCAGUCCAUGAGAUGCAGGCAUAACAAGGUAAGUAGGUAUUGAUAUAAUUCAAGGAAAGUAGAGGAAAAAAGAUAGUACUGAAUGAGACGUUAUUGCUGACAUGUCUAUUUUAUUUUGCUGAGUAGGCCAUAUUUUGCUGAAUUCUUCUACAAUGUGUUCAUCUGCAUAUGCUGCAAUUUUAUGUUCCCAAGCGGGAGUGGAAAUGCUGUGUAUGGAAUGGUGUCUGUAGAAGGCCUUCAGAAGGGAACAAAUUUUAUACAGAAGUGAGAAAAAGUUGGAGAAUUAAUUAGUGUAUUUUGACCUGACAUUUGUAGUCCACUUCAUCAUUCUGUCAUUUACCACAGUAACCCAUUUAACUGACAGUUUUCAUUCAUUUGUACAAGUGGUUCUCCUUCAUUUCUUGCAAUAAAUUAAAUAAUUCCUGUAAAUGUUUUGCACAUGUAAGUGACCCUUAUCAUAAAUUAGUGGUUGCUAUUAAGUAACAGUAUACGCAUGUUAAUAUUUACAAAUUUUCCUAAAAAAACUAUUGAAUGGCAGGUAUAGAUCCAUCAGCCAAGGUGUAGGAAAAAAAAUAAAAGGACUAAGGAUAGGAUUUAUUAAAACUUAAAGGAACCAUGUAGGCAAACUGACCACGUUAUCUCAAUGAAUGCAUUAACCCUGCAGCUGAAAACAGUGAGGCUCUAGCAAAGUAAAACUCUAUUUCAGGCAGAUGGUCUCAAAGAAAAGCAUUGGAUUGGCUGAGAUCCUCAGCCAAGGAGAUGGGGCCAGACAAGGGGAAACAAGGUGACAAGGUGCGUUAAAUCCUGAGAAGUUAACGUUUAACCCUUGGGGGGCGGGGGGGUGGAUGUCACCUAUUCCUAGUGUUACAUUUACUGUAAUUAUUUAAAGGAAUACUAUAGUGGCAGGAAUACAAAGCUGCUAAAGGGUCAGUGCACCCAGACCACUUCAAUGAGCUGAAGUGGUCUGGGUGCCUUUCGUGUCCCUUUAAAAUAUCUAUCUAUCAAGAAAGUGUUUCACAAAGAAUAAUCCGUUAUAUAGUCAAAGAGUGUAAAUGUAACAAGUUGCACCUGGGAAAACUAUAGAGGAAUAAAUGGGUACAGCCACAGAGGGGAGUACAGCCACAGAGGGGAGUACAGCCACAGAGAGGAGUAGGAUAGGUAUUUAGUAAUCAAACUUUACUGUCUUCCCGAAGACAGGAAGAAAGAUAUUACACCUAUAAUAAUACCAUUCUAAUCUACCCCUGGAUGGUGGGCUAAGGUAACAUCCCCAGGACGUACUUGAAAACCAGAGUAAUCUAAAUGUACCUUUCCUGGUUAAAUACUUUGUUAUUAUUUGUUAUUAUUAUUAAUCUGUGUCCCUACUCGUGCUUUUGAGGGCACCUAACUAAAGUAAAGGAGCAACCCUAAGCUACAUUAUGAUAAGCUGCACCCUCAGUUUACACAUCAUUUACCCUACUCUAUGUUUUACACGUAAGAAUAUCUUGAUAUUAUAAUCUAAAAAAAGUGUACUGAAUCAGACAUGUGAUAUAUUCUACCAGCUAAUUUUUUCUGUUAUACCUUUUGCAAUGUUCAUCCGUGAAAUUUGCAAAGCACUACAAAAAUUAAGAAUGAUAAAAAAAAACAGCCACUCCUGAUUCCCCAGGCUUGCUCGUGGCUGCGGCUUUACCUGACCGGCGGCCAUUUUAGGUAAGCCUUUUGGGCCUCGCUUGGGCUGUCAUGCUUCUAUGGUUGCUGUGCCACCUGCGGGGACCCGGAUAUACCCCCCCCCUGUUCAGGGGACGGGUGAGUUGCGUGGCACCCACAGUCUCAGGCUGGAAGAACGGCCGUUUCCUCCCUCCGUGGGACCCGCCUGACGGGCAGGCCGCUGGAGCUGCAGCUGCAGCACCCCAGUCAAUAGAGCUAGUAGUGUGGAACAAUUUCCUUUCUCUGCUGUCACAGAGAAGCAUUUGAUUGGACUGUUUUCACAUUUGAUCUGAGACGGGAAGAAGAGGGAGUGUGGAUGGAUAUAAAGAAUAACUGUCAAUGCAGGGAAGGGACUUACAAGCUUCCCUUUGCAAGGGUGCAGUUCGCUGUCAUGACAGAUGUAAUUUUUGCACAGAAUUAAAAUUAGGCAGCCUGGAACAGAGUUUUGGACUGCUUACGUCACAAGUGCUGGGGGUGUAACUAGCCACGGCACAAAAGUGCAAAUAUUUCUGUAUGUACAGCGUUUCAAUCAGAAAACUGCACAUACAGAUUGCUACCACCAUGAACACUUCCAUAGACAGAAGUGGUCCAGGAUGUUGGAGUAACCCUUUAAACAAUAAAUCAGAAGCAUACAAUAUCAAACCCUAUCACUGCUCAAAAAAUAAAAUACGGCAAAAAAAAUGAGAGCCCUCUCUCGUAUUUCACCCAGCUCUUUAUGUUUGAAAAUCAGAUAAGGUGUGACAGAUCCCUGAAAAGGGGACAAUUUUAGACAUACUUUUUAGGUAUUAUAUAUUUACAUUUAUCUGUAUGGAAUCAAUACUACAGAACACAAGUUUGGAGCGUCAAAGCCAAUAUUCUGUAGCUAAGCUGGAAAAAGCUAUAUCCACUGGCUCGUUCACUCAAAUGAGAACAACUUUUACUUGAUUAAAUAAAAUAAACACAUAAUUUUUUCUUUGUGAAACGAACCUAAAAUAAUUAUAUUGUGGCAAAAUAAAUUCAUCAUCACUAUUAAUACUAAGAGUUAACAUACUAGUUCCUCGUUCAUCAUAAGAAACCUUAAAAACUAUUUUUAGAUCCCUCAUUUGAGCACAAAACUGAAUGAAUAAAUAAAAAAUAAAGAUGAUGGGGUGCUUGUUUCCACUAUGUAGGUUUCCUUUCUGCAUCUCUUACCCUCCUCUGAUAAUAAUGGUGUUGUUCAUUUGCAGUGCACUGGGGUCCUCCAGCCAGGUUUUCACCCCAGAGAUAGCUACAUGAAUGACUGCCUUUUCUCAUAGGUCUCCACAUGCAUUAGCACGUCCCCAGCACCUGGCCUGAGCUCUGAGGGCGCAUUGUGUCUGGCUUCUGUGUGUCGAUGCUUGCAGCUGCGCUCUGUCACAUGCAGUGCCUGUCACCCCAAGCCCUCUAUGGACCAAUAGAUUUACUUUGUGAGCCAUUUGGAAUCAUCUUCAAACACUUCUUUUAUUUUGGUGUAAAACCCUCCAUUUACUCUAUUACUUGCUUUUUAAAAAAUAUUUUUUAUUAUUAGGUUCAAAAAUGUAUUCAGGAAGAAAGCAAGCUUCCCAGAUCUACUUUUUUUUUAGCAAGUCCAAAGUAAAUUAUAGAGGGAUUUGGGAUUUAAUACUCCUUGUUUACAUAGUCACAACACAAGCUCAGACGCACUGCUUCCUGUUAAAAGCUAAGUUAUUUUAUAAAUAUAGCAUUGGACUAUUAGAGUGUUUAGCAGCACGAAUGCUAGAACAAAUUGCUGCUCACCCCCUCACACUCAAAGGGUUAAUUUCCACUGUUACAUGUAACAGCAAUUGCCACCAGCACAAGUAGAGAGGUAACUGCAAGGAAGUUAAAGGAACACUAUAGUCACCUAAAUUACUUUAGCUAAAUAAAGCAGUUUUAGUGUAUAGAUCAUUCCCUUGCAAUUUCACUGCUCAAUUCACUGCCAUUUAGGAGUUAACCCCUUCACGCCGUUACGGCGUUCUAUGCCGUCGUGGCUUUAAUGGGCUUUAAAGCCGUUUCGGCGGCAUAGAACGCCGUAAUGGCUUUCUGCCCCAGAGGACCAGCGGUACUUACCUCCGCCGCGAUCCUCUUCUGGAGGGCUACCAGACCGCCCAGGCAGCCCUCCUCCGGUGAAUGAGGCCCCCGGGGGCCAUGUGAUCGCUCUCAGAGCUGGCUAUGGAUCUGCCAGCAGGGGGGCUGUCUGAAAUAGCAGACAGUCCCCUUGCUGGUGGGAAAGUGUAAAAAAAAAUAAUAAACAUGUUAUAAUAUAAAUUCAAUAUAUUUUUAUAUAUAUAAUAUAUGUGUAUAUAUAAUAUAUAUAAUAUAUAUACACAUAUUAUAUAUAUAUAACGUCAUACGUAAUGUAUUUUAAUAUUAAUAUAAGUAUAUAUUAAUAUUAAAAUACACUUAGAAUGACCUUACAUAUAUAUAAUAUGUAUAUUUAAUAUAUAUAUAUAAUAGAUAUAUACACAUAUAUUAUAUAUAUAUAUAUACGUAUAAUUACAAUAAUAAAUAAAUUAAAUAAUAAAAUAAAUAAAUAAAAUAUUGAAACAAAAUUUAAUAUAAAUUAUAUAUUCAUAUGUAAUUUCAUUCUAACUGUAUUUUGUUAUUAAUAUAUAUACAUUGGUAACAAAGUACACUUUGAAUGACAUUCUAUAUAUAGCUAUCUAUAUAUAAAAUACAAAUAACCGCAAAUAAAUAUAUAUAGAUAAAUACAUAUAAUUACAUAAAAGAUUACAUUAGUAUACACGUAGAAUUUAAAUACCUAUAAAUGCAUAUAUAUUAAAAUUCUACGUGUACAUUUAAGUAAUCUUUUAACAUAAUUAUGUGAUUUGAUUAAUUAAAAUUUGAUUGACAUGCCUGACAACACAGGGAGAAAGUGCAGAGAAUUUAAUUCGCAAGCACUAUAUUUGACCCUGUAACUCUCCAAGACUCCAUAAAACCUGUACAUAGGGGGUGCUGUUUUACUCGGGAGACUUCGCUGAACUUAAAUAUUACUGUUUAAAACUGGUAAAUUGUAUUACAACGAUGAUAUUUUAAGUAAAAGUGACUUUUUUUGCAUUUUUUACAAACGAAUGUCAUGUUUAUGGACUAUAUUAUUGUUGUAAUAUGUUUUACUGUUUUAAAACACUAAUAUUUGUGUUUAGUGAAGUCUCCCGAGAAUAACAGUACCCCCCAUGUACAGGUUUUAUGGUGUUUUGGAAAGUUAGAGAGUCACAUAUAAGGCUUGCAUUUCAUUUUGUUGACAUUGAAAUGUUGCCUUUGAGACCGUAUAGUAGCCCAGGAAUAAGAAUUACCCCCAUGAUGGCAUACCAUUUGCAAAAGUAGACAACCCAAGGUAUUGCAAAUGGGGUAUGUCCAGUCAUUUUUAGUAGCCACUUAGUCACAAACACUGGUCAAAUAUUAGUUUUUUUCUUUUUUCACAAAAAAACUAAUAUGAACGCUAACUUUGGCCAGUGUUUGUGACUAAGUGGCUACUAAAAAAGACUAAACAUACCCCACGUUCAAUACCUUGGGUUGUCUACUUUUUCAAAUGGUAUGCCAUUAUGGGGGUAAUUCUCAUUCCUGGGCUACCACACCGUCUCAAAGGUAAUAUUACUAAUGUGGCAAAUUUCAAUGUGAAAAUGGAACGUUCUAUAUUUGACCCUGUAACUUUCCAAAACACCAUAAAACCUGAUAAUAGGGGGUUACUGUUGUACUCGUGAGACAUUGCUGAUUACAAAUAUGUGCAUUUUCUUAACAGUUAACAGUAUUAUGACAUUUACAGCUAAAAUGUGAGGCGGAACUACAAAUAAAAAAAAAAAAAUUACAUUUCUCACAGUUUUUUAAAUUUUAUUCAUAAAUUAUGUUUCAUAUAUAAAUAUUUGAUAUGAAAUGAAAGCCCUGUUUCUCCUGAACAAAAUGAUAUAUAAUAAGUGUGGGUGCAUUUACUAUGAAAGAGUUGAAUUACGGUUGGACAGACAUGUAGCGCAAAUGCCAGGUUUUGUUUACAUUUUGUUUUGUUCACAACGUGAACAUUUGGCUCCGUCCUUAAGGGGUUAAAUCACUUUGUUUCUGUUUAUGCAGCCCUAGCCACACCUCCCCUGGCUAUGAUUGACAGAGCCUGCAUGAAAAAAAAUACUGGUUUCACUUUCAAACAGAUGUAAUUUACCUUAAAUAAUUAUAUCUCAAUCUCUAAAUUGAACUUUAAUCACAUACAGGAGGCUCUUGCAGGGUCUAGCAAGCUAUUAACAUAGCAGGGGAUAAGAAAAUCUUAAUUUAACAGAACUUGCAACAUAGAAAGCCUAAAUAGGGCUCUCUUUACAGGAAGUGUUUAUGGUAGGCUGUGCAAGUCACAUGCAGGGAGGUGUGACUAGGGUCAUAAACAAAGGGAUUUAACUCCUAAAUGGCAGAGGAUUGAGCAGUGAGGCUGUAGGGGCAUGUUCUAUACACCAAAACUGCUUCAUUAAGCUAAAGUUGUUCAGGUGACUAUAGUGUUUCUUUAAGGUGAAAAUGUGCCCGAAUGUUGUAGGUUCAAUUUAUCUGCUCACUGAUUAGUGGAGCAUUAGAUAUGUGUAUCAGGUGUGACAUCAUAUGACAUCAUAAAGCAGCUUUCACAAGCUUUAGUCAUAUCAUGGCACAAGAGUCGUUAACACACCCUUGGGUGUAUUUACAAUGGGAGUAAGCUAUUCUUGUAAAUAAAGUAAUUUAAUGUUCCAUCUUGCACUGCACAAGCAGACUGCUGCCAGGUGCCAGUUCUAUAGGAUGGUUUCCAUUGUGGGGUCUCCCAUAUGCUUCAUUUGCACAGAUGCUAAUUCACUGCUGCUUUUACCAUAUUGGAUUAACGUGGUGAUGUUAACGAUUUUUACCAUGGGAUUUGCUGUCUAAUGCGGUACAUUAUCAGAUGGGCCUUUUUAGAUCUUUGCUGGGUUUUAUUUUUAGAAUUUCAUUGUAUGUCACCUUCUAGGGUUUUCGCAUAUUGUCUAAAACACAGUGUAACAAGUGAAAAAAGUGCAAACCUAGCGCUGCAAACUGUGGGAAAGAAAGGUGCUGCUACCAAGUGUUCAGUGAGUCAGUCCACACAACACAGAAUAGAGUGUAAACCCAAAUAAACAAAUAAAUCUGUGAAAGCACACAAUAAAUGAUUUUUUUUAACCAAUCAGUUUUUAUUGAGAUAAUAAAGUGUAUGGGGUACAGAAGGAAAAAAGGAUAACAUUCGGGGUUAUACAGAUCAGAUAUGGCCGUAUACAUUACAUCCCGUCUCAAGGCUCUUAUCAGUCACCUUAGUUAGAGAGUAAGGGUAACUAGUAACUUUUAGCCAACUGUAACAUGCCCUACAUUAAAGCCCUUGUGGGAGAAGGCUUUUAGUUGUGGGCUGCCUUCCUGGUGGAACGCUCUCCUUGUUUCAUGUUAUCUCGCAUUUAUGCAGAAGUGUAAGCUACUUAUAUAGUUGAAGGGUGUUUGGUCAGCGUAGGUCGGGGGUCAGGUCGGUGUCGUGGCGGAAAUUCUCUCCAUUUUGUCAAGUUGGGAAGGUGUCCCCUAGCUAAUGGACCAAUCCAGUGGUCAGGCGCUGAAGUGCCAGUGGCUGAAGAGGACCUGCAGGAGGAAGAUGGUGGUGCCCACAAGGGAUUGGUUCAGUUAAGUAGAACUCACCUUUACCUGCCGGACCACCAGUGGAGACGUCACCAUUGGGGGUCUUGCAUUCUGCAAAGUCCCUCGAAAGUGACAGCGCUUUAAAAUAAUGUAGCUCUGUAUAAUGUAUUGUCUAAAACCCCCCCCCCAAAAAAACAAAAACAUCUAAUCACCGAAUCCAACAUAUAAACUUUGUUAAAGUGUCUACAUCAGGGCAAUGAAUGUCUAUAUGAUAUAUUUAUUUGACAAAGAAAUUACAUAUUUUAACUAUGGAAAUUCAGGAAAAUCAGUUAUUUUUUAAAUUAUUUUUCACAGUGCAAAUUUAAUUUGUUGUUAUUGUCCUCUCUAUUAGUGACAUUAUUUUGGACCCUUUAGAUUCAGGCUGGUUUUGUGUGUUCUGCUAUAGUGAUGUUGUGUCAGAUGUUUUAUUGACAUUUGGCCGCCUGCCUAUCCAACCACCAGAUUUAUGGAGGUGCCUUUAACGCUCUUACUCAAGGGUGUGCCCAAAUGCCUGAGGUUAGGGUGGCACCUGCAGCUCCCCCAACAACAAUACUUUCCAGGCUAAUUCCCAUGCAUCUUCGAAAGCCAAGUGAAACCACUGUGAGGUGCAUUGUUUGAUGUAAUGUUAAAGUAACGUGAAUUUCUGACACUGUGAUCCAGUUCAUGUUCCCAGGCUCUCUAUCUCAAAAUAAGACCGUGUCCUCUCAUUUGAUGCUGUAUUGUGCUGCAAUGUACAUGGUUCACAAUAUAGCGCUAACUUCUGCUCCUAAUGAACUGUGAAAAUGUUCAUUAAUAAAAUGCUCUAUACAGGAUUUUCCUAAUUUGAACAGUACCAGCAUGUGAAGGAUGGCUCCUUAUUUUCCCUGCUUUCCAUUUAGCCCCUCUACCUUUGAUCUCUUACAGACAGCGGGGUAUGAUGGUAUCAGAAGUGGUUUGACAUUGGGCACCCAUGAGGGGCGUCCCCAGUCCCUCUCUAUGGUAAGAUGACCUUUACCCCCUGUCCCUGUCGCCCUAGGUCAGUGUAAUGUCCCAGGCAGUUUUCUUACUGUCUGCAAACUAUAUCCUUUCCUACUUUCCUGAACUUGUUCCUUUCCUUUUAGUGUGUAAUGCUGCAUUGUGUCUAGCUUUAGUAAACUCACUGCCUUUCCCUUUUCUCUGCAUGAAGUGCACAGCCCCUUUACCAUGUUUCCUAUAACAGGACACCCUCCUUAAAGUGGGGGAGAUGCACCAAGAAAUAUCAAGCUGGAGAGAUUUUACUUUAAUAUGACAAUGUACCCCCCAGUAACAACACUAAAUGUGGGUUUUCACAAUUCUCACGCAAUGCUAACCAGCGCUUACAAAACCGUCGUUAUUUUAUUUUAUCACUCAGCAGGCUUCUUUUACAGUGACGGCUGGUUCGUUUGAUUAUCACUUAUAUCACUGACAUAUUCCGCAGCGCUUUGCAAUUCCACAGGAGUAUAUAUAACAUCAAGUAAUUGGCAGACAAAACAAUGUUGUCAGAUAGCAGCAAGCUGUGCGUUAAAUGGGAAGCCAACGCAACAUAAUCACUAUAUGUCAUUGUAGUGGUUAUGGAGCACUUAAGCUACAAGACCCUAUCUCAGUCAAACUGAUUUCACACAGUUUGGACAAAACCAAUGGUCAAUAUCACUUUUAUCCAGUGGACACACUCAGCCAAUCACUGCCAUCCAAACAUAGAUGAAAUUGAUAUUACUUACAGUGAUUGAGAUUACAUCAUUAGCAGUUCUAAUAAGCGGGAGCCUGGACACUGGGGUCUUGGGGAUCAAUGUUUUGGCUGAACUUCUCAAAAAUGGUUUAAACAAUGGCUGAAGGAGAUCAUAGCCUUUUAUCACCAUAACCUUGACCGGAUUCCCCAUAAAGCCACCAAGACCAGGGCCUCAGGGCAUAUUAAACUAUGGAUGUUCUGCAUCAGGUCACAGGGGGGAGCAACUUCCUCUCACUAGAGAAGGCAUCUGCCUACUAGUGCUGGAGCCACUGCAAGUGCCUGCUCUUCAGAUUCAAAUUGGCAGACCUCAUGGGCAACAGAGGAGCUGCUAGCAUCAGUCUGUGUUUUGAACAGCUCUUUACUAAUCCCAGGAGCCAGGAAGCAACAUCUCCCUAGUGUCACUACAGAGCACAAACAAAUCCCAGCAGCAAACCAAUGAACACCAGGCAUUUAAAUACAAAUCAAAUGUGUGUGUAUAAAUAUGCCUGUAUCCCCCUAUACACCUUAUGCUACAGCCCGCAUCGCACUAAACACAAAUUAUCGCUCCUAUCCACAAACAGCCACUAUUCACAUGCACACAUAUACUACAUUGCAAACAGCCUCUCCCUCACAAAUACACACAACCCCACAACAGCCUCACUCCCAAACAUGCAACUCUACAAGCAACCCCCCCACCCCCCACAUGCACAACCUCACACACACUCAACCCCAUAAGCAACAUUCGCAGAAACAUGUAACACCAGAAGUAGCCUACCCUCACACAGGCACUUGAAGCAGCCACACCCCACACACAUGCAAACCAUACACGUAGCGUCCUCACUAACAUGAAACACAACAAAAAAGCCUCACCCCACAAGCAGCCUCUACACAUACAAACACAUUCACCAUCCAGUCAUACCCCAGUCCAGUCAUAUUUACCUGUCCAGUCACAUACACCAUACUGUUUGCAUAUAGGUACACCGAACAAAAUUAUAAAUGCAACACUUUUAUUUUUGCCCCCAUUUUUCAUGAACUGAACUCAAAGAGUUUUGUAUGUACACAAAAGGCCUAUUUCACUCAAAUAUUGUUCACAAAUCUGUCUAAAUCUGUGUUAGUGAGCACUUCUCCUUUGCCAAGAUAAUCCAUCCACCUCACUGGUGUGGCAUAUCAAGAUGCUGAUUAGACAAUUUGAUUAUUGCAAAGGUGUGCCUUAGCCUGGCCACAAUAAAAGGCCACUCUAAAAUGUGCAGUUUUUUAACACAGCACAAUGCCCACAGAUGUUGCAAGUUUUGAGGGAGCGUGCAAUUGGCAUGCUGACUGCAGGAAUGUCCACCAGAGCUGUUGCCCGUGAAUUGAAUGUUCAUUUCUCUACCAUAAGCCAUCUCCAAAGGCGUUUCAGAGAAUUUGGCAGUACAUCCAACCAGUCUCACAACCGCAGAGCACGUGUAACCACACCAGCCCAGGCCCCCCACAUCCAGCAUCUUCACCUCCAAGAUCGUCUGAGACUAACAAUCAGUUUGCAUAACCAAAGAAUUUCUGUACAAACUGUCAGAAACCAUCUCAGGGAAGCUAAUCUGCAUGCUCGUCGUCCUCAUCGGGGUCUCAACUUGACUGCAGUUCGUCGUCGUAACUGACUUGAGUGGGAAAAUGCUCACAUUUGAUGGCGUCUGGCACUUUGGAGAGGUGUUCUCCUCAUGGAUGAAUCCUGGUUUUCACUGUAGAUGGCAGAUAGCAUGUAUGGCAUCGUGUGGGUGAGCGGUUUGCUGAUGUCAGCGUUGUGGGUCAAGUGGCCCAUGGUGAUGGUGAGGUUAUGGUAUGGGCAGGCGUAUGUUAUAGACAAUGAACACUGGUGCAUUUUAUUGAUGGCCAUUCAUCCACGACCAUUACCUCAUGUUGCAGCAUGAUAAUGCCCAGCCCCAUGUUGCAAGGAUCUGUACACAAUUCCUGGAAGCUGAAAACAUCCCAGUUCUUGCAUGGUCAGCAUACCGGACAUGUCACCCACUGAGCAUUUUUGGGAUGCUCUGGAUCGGCGUAUAUGACAGCGUGUUCCAGGUCCUGCCAAUAUCCAGCAACUUCGCACAGCCAUUGAACAGGAGUAGACCAACAUUCCACAGACCACAAUCAACAACCUGAUCAACUCUAUGCGAAGGAGAUAUGUUGCACUGUGUGAGGCAAAUGGUGGUCACACCAGAUACUGACUGGUUUUUGGACCCCCCCAAUACAGUAAAACUGCACAUUUUAGAGUGGCCUUUUAUUGUGGCCAGCCUAAGGCACACCUGUGCAAUAAUAAUGCUGUCUAAUCAGCAUCUUGAUAUGCCUCACCUGCGAGGUGGACGGAUUAUCUCUGCAAAGGAGAAGUGCUCACUAACACAGAUUUAGACAGAUUUGUGAACAAUAUUUGAGAGAAACAGACCUUUUGUGUACAUGGAAAAAGUCUUAGAUCUUUGAGUUCAGCUCAUGAAAAAUGGGGCAAAAACAAAAGUGUUACGUUUAUAAUUUUGUUCAGUGUAAAUAUGAAGGUGGCCUAUGCAUUUAGGAAACUAGCCUUGGGAGAAGCAAGGAGGGUAAAGCUGACUGCGACCAUAACCAUUGCAUUAGUAUUUUGUGCACCUUUAACUCCUUGGUAAGAGCAGAAAGUGACAACGCCUCCCCUCUAAUUCAAGUAAAUUAACUAAUAUGCUGCUCUGCAAUAUCUGCAUAACAAAAUAAAUAUAAAAGUGUUUCAGACACACUAACACUGUUAUGUCUUCUUAAUAUACAAUACUUUUUUUAAAACUGACAACUUUGUAAGUCUAAAAGAUUGUGUCCAUAACUCUCCUAGAAUACCUUGCAAAAUAUGCAAAUUGAUAUAGACCAACAUUUUCAUUUUUCAGAAUUCCAGCCCACAUUUAUGUGAACUCCUUGGACAAUGCUCUGUUGUGCUAUGCAAAAAACCUUUAGAACAUGUAUUGAAUAUAAUGGAAUAAUAACAGGACAAAACUGCAUUUAUGGAGUGAUGGGACCAUUCAUACCAUGCUUUAGUGCAUCUCCCCUUUCACACCUUGCGUGCUUCAUCUUCCUUUAACCUAUGUUCUGUGAACUUUAAUAUGUUAAUCUAUUAAAACAAACUUAUAUAUAUAUCUGUCCUCCAAUCAAUGUUCACCAAACUGUGUUCCAAACAGGGUAUGAGGGCCAGACCUGCUUUUAUUUGGUCUAGCAUAUCUCUACAAUGUAACCUUCUUCACAUUCUUUUCUAACUUUUCCACAGUGACCUUUGUGUUAAGCUAUGGUACAUGAAUCAAGGUCUGUUAAUGGCUUUGUUUAUGCAUUACCCUAACGAUGACAUUACUAUAUUAUUAUUAUUGCCAUUUAUAUAGCGCCAACAGAUUCCGUAGCGCUUUACAAUAUUAUGAGAGGGGGGAUUUUACUAUAAAUAGGACAAUUACAAGAAAACUUACAGGAACAAUAGGUUGAAGAGGACCCUGCUCAAACAAACUUACAGUUUGUGGGAGGUUGUGUAUAAAACAUAUUAGGACAGGAAACAGCAAUCAAAUAAGGUGGGAGUUUAGCAGAGCUGGAGGAGAGAGUAAAGUGCUGCCCUUUAAGAGAGAGCAAGAGACAGGUAUGUGAGGUAGAGGUUACACUGAGAGACCAUAAGCUUUCCUAUAUAACAAUACCAUUGCCAUGGUUUAAAAUAGAUUGUGCGAUGUACAUUAUCUACUUUCGUAUACAUCUGCAAUAUUUACAUAUGCUUGUAUAUAUAAACAUUAUUAUAGCAAGCACAUACAAGCAUAGUCUGAUGCAAUAGGCUGGGAAACAUAUAUACAAGAAACAUAAAUAUUUAUAGAUUUAUUCAACAAAUCGUAACUAGUCUGGUGUGCUACUGAAUGGCUAGAUGCUAUAAAUGUGCUGUAUUAAGCAAAAAGCAUUGUUAGUGGAGUUGGUGGGCUUUAAUAUCUGCUCAGGGUAAGCAAGCAUAUCCCUAAAAUAGAUGCUGUAGACUUUGUAAUGAUGACACUAUCAGGCAUACUUGGAGAGGCCUUCUCUGUAGUUACAAUAGUGCAAUACACAGACCUUUGCUGCCCUCUGGUGUCCAUUAAGGGGUUAAUUCACAAAUGGAGAUUGUACAGAAUAAAGAAUGAAUUACACUUUUCAGGUCAAACAGGUUUAUUUAAUACAGUGAGAAUUGUCAGGAAUACACAGUGAAUUUCAAGUGUAAGGCCAUGUUAGCUGAUUUGGACAAUUUCGACAAACCAGAUAUGCUUCCAGUUUGGCUUCUUUUUCGCAACAUUUAAACUUUUAAAACAGAGUAAAAUUUUACUUUUAAUCCAACGGGUCUGCCCAUCCUCCCCUUUUUUGCUGAGAUCAUCAGAAUUAAUAAUCUCAGCAAAUCCAAUGCUUUCCCAUAUUAAAUCAAAUGCGCACAUGCGGCAAAACUCUGCACUGCGCCAUCAAGAACUAAUUGAAUUCAGGCAAAUAAGGUACACUAAAUGCAGGGGGGUGACCCCUAGUGGAACAAAAAAAUUAAUGAAAUUAUUUUUUUACUGCGCCAUCAAUGCAUCUCUAGAAAUGCAUCUUUAUGGGGAGCAUUCAGCGCAUCCAUGCAGACGCUGAACAGGAAGCACCUCUAGUGGUCGUAUGAGUAACUGCCACUAGGCUGUAAUGUAAACACUGUCCUUUCUCUGAAAAAGCAGUGUUUACAUGAAAAUGUGUGCAGGGACAUUACGCUGUAGUUGUUCUAGUGAUAAUAGGGUCCCUUUAAGCUGAGUUGGAGACUUUUUUCCAGCUUGGUUGUUUGCCUAUAAUUUACUAUUCCAUAUGGUUUGCCAUAAUUUCCAAAUCCAUGAAUAAAAUCGGCAUAUACACCACUAUGGACGUUUCUAUCCUUCUUAAACUGUAAACAUUUUUACAUUAUUGUCAAACUCAAAACAGAGUGCUUCCCUAUCAUUCUUUUAAAGUUCCUUUUUACUUAGAUACAAGGAUGUGUAAAACUCAGGGGAGGGAGGAUGAACGAGCACAUUGUAUUUUAUGUGGGAGGAAGUCCAUAUUAAUGUAUAUUCAUGUGAGACAUUGUAAUGUUAGUAUAAGGACAGUUUACAAUGACACAUUGUUUCAAAAUUCACUCCAGUCUCCUGGACAUAUAUUUAAAACGAAUGGCCAAAUAUUGUUUUUUGGUUUGAAGGGGCAUUCUAAACACCACAACCACUGCAGUCCGUUAUACUGGGUAUGGUUCUAAGUGUAAAGUGCCUAUUAUAGUUGUGUACUAAAGCAGCAUUGAUUUUGGAUAUUUGUGUUUUUCCUAUCGUAAGUGGCAGUACUGCAAACAAUUGGGUAGUCACUUCCUUAAGUGAAGCUCUGCAAAUUAAAAUAAUUAAAUUAAUUCCCUCCUCCCUGCCUAUAAAAGGCCACACCUCCAAGAUAUCCCCAGUUCUUCUUGUCCUCUGGGACAGACAAGUAGCUCAAUUCAAGGCUGGUGAGGCUCACAGGAUGACGCCUGGGGGAACAGUACCCGAAAGCUCCUCGGGUGGUUAAGCUGAGUGGCCUCCUUCCACAUCGCGUUAUGGAGCAAAAGUGGAAGGUAGAUUUUAUGCCGGUUAAUGCUUGUAGUAUGUCCCGGGCGGCCCUCCAAUCCCGAUGCAAGGGUGGACAAAAUAUUUAUUACAUUUCUUAAUCUUAAUACCCAUACCCCUUUGCUAGGAUAAAGGGCACUACAUCCUUAAAAUGUAUUUUCACAAGUUAACUUAAAUAAUAGUGCAAAUAGUUUAAUAUUUUUUGUCUAAGCAAAUCUAUCUGGAUUUGUCUCCUGAAGAUCUGUUAAUAUUUUACUUGUGGUUAUCUUUAAGGUGAUGAGUUCCCAACAUUGGGUGGUGUGAAAGUGGGACAAUGGGUGGGUGAUGGAAACCCUAGGGAGUGUGAAGCAUUGAGAAUAGCUGAUGGCACAAUGAGGGGUAGGCAUUGGCGAAAAAGGUGUAAGUAUCAGCCUGAACGGAUGCCAUGCUGAUUGUCAGUCGUGCUGGCCAGCACCCUUUAGAAUUGCAUGCACAAGGCAAUGUUGAAGUAUGCUGGUUAUGAGUGAGUCAAAUGAUGUUUCCUGGUUUUCCCAGGAGUUAUAUAUAGUAAAUCAAACCCAAACUGACAGGGCAAGGGCCCAAAACUGGGAGGUUGGCAGGUAUGCAAUUAUUUCACAAUCCUCUACAUUCUCAAAAUUAAUGAUAACAACUAAAACUGCAGAGAACAUGUGAUAGCAGCAGCCAGUAACAUUUUAUGUUUUGCAUAUUAGCUCCCAGCUUUCCCCUCUGCAGGACAUAGUGUCCCAAAUGUCAAAAGCCAGCUACAAAUAUUGUAUUUAAUUGCAUAAAAAAAGCUUCUGAACAAAUUGGUUUCAGACAGUUUUUAAAAUUCCAUAUGAUGUUCCAUAGAGUUUAUGGAGUCACUUUAAGGUUCAAGAAAACAUCCAAAAAUCCGAAGGUCAUGCGAUUUAACUUUUUUAUUUUUUGGAAAUAUGCCUAUUUUCCCUUCUACUCUAUUCCUUAUUCAUCAUAGAAAGGAUCUAUCAAAGUAUCCCAAAUUUUUUUAACAUACUAAACAUGCGAACCCAUACAUACUUGGAAAAUAUAUGCCAUAGAACAGGGGUGCCCAAAGAUAGAUCUCUAGAUGUUGUAGAACUACAACUCCCAUGAUGCUUUGCAUGCCUUUAAAAAGCUUUAGAAUGACAAAGCAUCAUGGAAACUGUAGUUUUAAAACAUCUGGGGAUCUACCUUUUGGGCACCCCUGCCAUAGGAGCUUCGUGCAUCAGAAAAUAUGGUAUAGCUACAUAAUAAGUAAAUACCAUGUCCAUGUAUAUGUUUCUAAAACCAUUACAUUAAAAGAUGUCAAAAUAACAAUGGCAGCAGUGUACUCAGUAGUACAAUGUUCCAAUAAGAUGAGAGAGCUUCACAUUCCAAUGUUGAUGUAUGAUGAAAAGUGUGCUCUGAUUUAUUUUUAUUUAUAAAUUAUUAGUCCCUUCCUGCUUUAUUAGUUUCUAAAUGUAUGGGGAUAAUGUGAACUGUAGUUGCACAAUGAUCUCUACCUUGUUUAUUGAAAAUGUUUCCAGUUUAAACAGUCUUCAAUAAACAUUAUCUGAUAUGUUAGUGCAGCUAUCCUAUUAUAUUGCAGCUCACUCUGCUGGCAGCAUAGUUAACUGUUUCAGUGCUGAUUAUGGCUGCACACUAAGGGGUUAAUGACUUCCUUCCUUCUUUCUAUCACUCUGAUUAACCCAGUGUAUAAACUCCAAGUUCUUUCCAAUGGAAAGCUACAGGAAAUUCCAGAGUAGUGGCUGGGAAGGGCAACGAAAUAUGCUCAUAUGCACACACACACCCACACACACACACAUACAGACAGACAGACAUAUGGAUGUAGUCAACUGUGGGAGGGGAGGGAUGUGUGUGUGUUUGGUGACUACUGUGAGAACAGCCGCUGCUUGUGGGUAUGGAUGCCAUCAUAAUUCAGGAACUUUUGGCUGAGAGACUGUUAACUCCCAGAACUCUGACCCAGAGAAAGUACCCAAUGAAACUCAAGGUAAUCUGCUGGAAAAUAGGUGCAAAAUAGUAAUAUGGGAAACAGGAAGGGGGACCGAGAAAUGUUACUAUGGACAUACAAAGCAUUUAUAUAUUAAUGGUUGUACAUAGUGAAUUACUGACUCUGGUAUGGUGGUAUGCUGCUGAUCUUCUCAUCGCAGUCGUGUCUGUGCCAUGCAAGUCUUUGAACAGAAAACAGAUUUACAUGGCACUUGUGGCACACUGUAGAGUUAAUAAAUUACAGAAAGAGAGGGAGUGUUUACAAAUGGAGGAAGGAGCCCGGAAAGAAUAAAUAGGAAAGGACGAGAGAAGGAGAAGUUUCAGAAAGAAUGCAUGAUCAGAUUUUUUGGCACUCUAGAAGCUUAGCAUUUUUUUUUUAAUUCUGUUUUUAUAGAAUGACAUUAUUGCAAAAACAGACAAAGGGGAAUUGCAAAUGAAGAGUGAGGGGGAUGAGGGCUGGCUAGUUAGAGCCUGGUACAGAAUUGGGCAAAGCUACAUAAUUACUUGUAUUUGUAAGUUUAGUUCAACGUUACUGUUAAAGGUACAGAUAGGGUAUGCAUGUCUUGUAUGGGAUCUUGUGUUGGUUGUCAUUGUAUAUAUACAGGCUUUGAAUACCCACAUAGGUAUGCAUCAUAAAAUAUAUUUCUAUAGUAGAAUCUUAAAAUGUAUCAAAUAGAAGAGGCAAAACAGUGGGUGUUGUAGAAGCCUUACAAACCAUUAAAUUCCUAAAUAGAGAGACAAUCAUUUGAAAAAAAAGUUCCAAAGUAAAAUUUUAUUAGCUUUAACAUAAAGAGUAGUUGAUCGUAAAGCAUCCCCUCGGCAGAUGUGGAAUGAGAAAACUGUUAAAUAUUUUUUCCCCAAAAUAUUCAGCAUACACAUUCACACACACGGUCCCUCCUAAAAUACAUCUUACUAUAGAAGGACAAGAAGCCAGACCACGGGGCCCACAUUUUUCUUACCUGUGGAUGUAAUCGUUGCUUCUGUGUUAUUUAUGACAUAAACCUAUAAUCUAAUUGGUAACUUUUGUUAUUCAUUAAAAUUUGAAUUGUCUGGAAUUUAAAGAAAAUUCUAUAUGUUCUAGCUUAAAUGUGAAAUUCACUUUUAAUUCCUCACGAUUCACACUUUAUUCACACAGACUUCCAUUGAAUAAAAUUAAAUUCAUAAAAAGAUUGGCUAUUUUCUAAAUUCUAUUUCUAUCUAAAAUAACAUUUUAUAAUAAUUGUUGUUGAAAGUUACAAAAAUGGUUUGUACUUAAAUUUAUAUGCUGUAUUAAAAAUACUGAUCUUUUAAGUCUUUAUAAGCUGCCCUAUAAGAAAAAAAAUAUAUAAAUUAUUUAGCUUAACCCUUUAAGUGCUUGAAUGCUGAAUGUGCAGUGCCAGACGUUAAUACUCCCUGCCCCCAACCAUGAAAGGGUUACACAUGUUAACUCAAGUACUUGUAAUACAAUACCCUUGUUCCCCACAUUAGGCCAUGGGAAGUAUGUAUGCUGAGUGUCCUUGACAAGCUUUCUUUCUUGUAAAAUGUAUCCAAUGUAUCCAUAAUUUUAUCAGCUGUGAGUGUUGCAUAAAAGAAUCAUUUGUUAAACAUUGUGCCUAUGGAAACCUUGAAAACAUUGUCUCCAGUUUAUUAGAUUCACUGGAUUAGAUACAAUGCAAUCUAAGAUGACCAUGGGUUGGGGGCCAAUCACUAUCAUGGACAUUUCUGAGUUAUGGUUCAUGGGGUUAUAGGUUCAAUACAGCAGGCUCGUUUACCAUAUCCUCCUAGUAUGUAUUCCCAAUUGGAGAUUUCUACAUAGCCAGAUGGUAUGACUCAAUCUGUUUAAUUAUACAUUUUAUUAGUAUAUGGUAAGUUGUCGCUACUAUUAAUUCCAGUAACAGAUUGCUGGUCUGGGUAGUUGCCUGGAAUAAAUAAUCUGUUAUUUCUAGUACUUUAAGAAAAAAAGCUCAACAACAACAUUGUACAUGAAAACCACUUUGUGACUUCUCACCAUCACCGUACAUUUGUCUACCAGGGUGGUCUAUAGAAUCACAUAUUAGUCUCUGACCCAGUGUUUGUGUAGGAUGUGAAGCAAAUCCCUAAAUGUUUAAGUCAUUAGGAUGGCCUUGUGAUUAGAAAUGUCUUAUAGAAAGUUUGAAUAUAAAAUGCUGCACAUGGCUUGUGUUGGUACUUUGCAUCAUCUGCUUAAUAGUAAUUUUGUUUAAAGGGACAAUAUAGGCACCAAAACAACUUUAGCGUAAUGAAGCGGUUUUGGUGUCUAGAUCAUAUCCCUGCAUCUCAUUGCUCACUUAUAUCCCUUUAUAUUAAAACAAAAUAGAAGAUAUCUAACUAAUUUUACAUUACUGGACAGGUCAAACAAGAUCUUCCUUUUCCCUUUACAGUGCCAGAUUGUAUUCUGGUAUCUCAUGUAUAGACAUCUCAGAUAUUUAUUGGAUGCUGACACCACAUGGUUUCAACAUAUUUAUUUUAUUUUGUUAUCAGUAGCUGUAUAAAAUGUUCACAAGACUUUAACGCAAUUUCUGCAUUGCCACUACAACACUAAAACAUUUCAAGUGUUUAAGUGGUAAUUCACACUAUCUGACCGUUUUGUAUUUUUUCAUUUUGGGUAGAUAUAUUCGAGAAGAGGUACAAUCAGAUUUUAGCGCAACCUACUUUAUAAAAAUACUAUUUCCUAUGUACUAUAUGGCGUAAAGGGUCUGCUAGAAUCUAGUGUUUGCUGCCUGAUGGCAUCUAGUUCUGUAUUAUUUCCCUUUGUCCUGUCUUAUAAAGACUUAUAUGAUAGUUUCUGGACAAUGUACUUUCUGGUCCUACACACAAACAUACAUAUAUUAGAACCAAAACAAAGCAGAUGAUCUGCAAUUCUUCCAUUGUCACUUCUAAAUUGAGAAAAUUUGCAUUUUAGAUUUCAGUUUGCCUGUGUGUAGAGCAGUGAAAGCAUUUUGUGACUUGUUCUGAUUCUUUUUAGAAGUGGUUGAAAAUCACUAGAAAUGGUUACCGGUAACUGGAUUUGUUACACCCUGUCAAGCAAAUGUAGUUCUACAGCCAAGAAAAUGUUUUGGAUACAUUUCACAUUUUCUGUGUACCAAACAAAGUGCUUGUUAGUUUGUAUAGUACCAGGCUUCCCCAAACUCCGGCCCUCCAGAUGUUGCUGAACUACAACUCCCAUGAUUCUAAGCCUAUCUUUUUCAUUCAUAGAAUCAUGGGAGUUGUAGUUCAGCAACAUUUGGAGGGCCAGAGUUUUGGGAAGUCUGGUAUAGACAAAGAAAAUUUUUUCUGUAGGUUCAAGUCUGUCUAAUUUGCCAUUUUCACUAUCUCUCAUAGGACCAAGAAAAGCAGUAUGUUGGGUUUGCCACACUACCCAAUCAGGUUCACCGAAAGUCUGUGAAGAAAGGGUUUGACUUUACACUCAUGGUGGCCGGUGAGACAAAUUGCCUAAUAUACUUAAAACAGCACUGCUGUGACAAUGAUUAGGAGCAAUAUAUAUAUAGACCAGUUGUAUACUUGUGAAAUCUAUUACAUUUUAGCUGUUAUAAUUGUAAUUUAAUGCUGUUUUGUAUGUCAAUGCAGGAGAAUCCGGCCUUGGAAAAUCUACGUUAGUGAACAGUCUAUUUCUCACAGAUCUUUACAAGGACAGGAAGUUGCUAAAUGCAGAAGGUAAACAAACCCCCUCUACAAAUUAUAGAUAAUUUAAUCCAUUUGUUUAUUUGUAUUUUAUUUAUUACCCACUUCUCUCUGUUUUGUCCCCAAAUAUGUGUUUGUGAACAUUGUAAAGCAAGCAUGUCAAGCUCAAAGACUAGCAUUGGCCAAAUAAACAAGGUUUAUAUUUAUGUGGGCCGGAAAAAAAAAAAAAACUUAAAUUUUCAUAGAAACGUAGGUUGUUUUUUUUUAAAAGUAAAGUAUAAAAAAAAAAACAGCAUCCCCCUCUACUAAACCCCAAUCCCCCCCUAUACUAAAUCCCAGUCCCUUCCCUCUAAUAAAUCCCUGCACCCCCCACUACUUAAUCCCUGCACCCCCCCCUCUACUAAACCCCAGCCCUUGUUUUAAAAAAAACAACAAACAAUAUUAGCCAACAAGCAGACUCCACUCACAUUGCCGCUGCCAGUAUGCGACUCUGGAGUCCAGCCUCUCGUAAACCCCCAAUGGCGCUGUCCACACCCUGUGCCAAAGCGGAUCCUCCCGCUACUCCUUGAAACCCUGUGAAGGUGGAACAUGUUGACAUCACGUUGGAAUGUGACAUGGCGUUACGUGCCUCCGUGCACAUCUAGGUCCUCCACUGUCCAGCCGUGGCCAUCGCAACACUGACCAACACACACUCACUGAUAGACACACACACAGUCAGACAGACACACUCACUGACAGACACACACAAUCACUAACAGACACACUCACUGACAUACAUACACACACACUCACUCUCUGACAGACACACACACUCACUGACUGACAUACACACAGACACACACACACUGACAGACACACACACACUCACUGACAGACACACUCACUGACCGACACACUCACUCACACACUGACAGACACACACACUGAGAGAUACACACACUCACUCUCUGACAGACACUCAUUUACUGACUGACAGACACACACACUCACUGACAGACACACAGUCACACUCACUGACAGACACACACUCUCUGACAGACACACACAGACAGACACAGACACACACACACACACACUCACUCUGUGACAGACACACACACACUCACUGACUGACAUACACACAGACAGACACACACUCACUCACUGACAGACACACACACUCACUCACUGACAGACACACACACUGAGAGAUACACACACUUACUCUUACACGCACACUCAUUCAUUCACAGACUGACAGACACACACACUCUCUGACAGACACACACAUUUACUCACUGACAGACACACUCACUGCCUGAUAGAGACUUACUGACUGACAGACACACACACUGACAGACACACACUCACUGACAGACACACACACACUCACUGAAGGACUCACACACUAACAGACACACACACUCACUCACUAACAGACACACACAAUGACAGACACACACACACACACACACACACUCACUCACUCACUCACUGACAGACACACACACGCAUUCUCUGACAGACACACACACACUCACUGACUGACUGACAGACACACACACACUGACAGACACACAUGCUCUGACAGACACACAUACACUCUCGCUCACUGACAGACACAGACUGACAGACACAUUGACAGACACACUCACUGACAGACAGACACACACACUCACUCUCUGACAGACACACACACUCACUGACAUACACACAGACACACACACUCACUGACAGACACACUCACUGACCGACACACACACACACUCACUGACAGACACACACACUGAGAGAUACACACACUCACUCUCUGACAGACACACAAACUCACUCAUUCACUGACUGACAGACACACACACUCACUGACAGACACACAGUCUCACUGACAGACACACACACUCUCUGACAGACACACACACACACUCUCUGACAGACAGACACACACACAUUAACUAACAGACACACUUACUGACAGACACACACACUCACUCUCUGACAGACAGACAGACACACACUCACUGACUGACAUGCACACAGACAGACACACUCACUGACAGACACACACACUCACUCACUGACAGACACACACACUGAGAGAUACACACACUUACUCUUACACACACACUCACUCAUUCACAGAAUGACUGACAAACACUCACUCACUAACAGACACACACAAUGACAGACAGACACACUCACUCACUCACUGACAGACACACACACGCAUUCACUGACAGACACACACACACAUUCUCUGACUGACUGACAGAGACACACACACUGACAGACACACACACUCUGACAGACACACAUACACUCUCGCUCACUGACAGACACACACUGACAGACACAUUGACAGACACACUUACUGACAGACACACACACACUUACUGAUAGACACACACUUACACAUUCUUGCACACACUCACAUCAUUUUAUUUAUUGUUCCCUACCUUUGGGAGCUUCUUUUUGGAGAUAUCCCUCCUGCUCCUCACUGCUCCCUCAUGCGCGCAGGUUAGUGAUGCUGGGCUGGAAUAACGUCAUAUUCCGGCAUCACUACAGACAGCGCGCAUGAGGAAGCAGUGAGGAGCAGGAAGACUGAGCUCCCUCGCUUCUGCCCGUGGACCGUGAGUUUGACAUGCUUGUUGUAAAGUGUCUUGGGGCGAAUGGAGAUUGGUUCAAAAAUUGUUCAACUUGUAUUAAAUUUUUUUCUGAAAAGUGUUAUUUUUCCUUCUAUAUUACAACAGAUCUGUGGGCCUCCAGUUAUGUCUUACUAAGCAAUACUACUUUGUGAAUGUUCACCAUGCAUGUACUUUGCCUCUUUUUUUACUCCAAAAUAAAAGUGGCAUAUAAGAACAAUGGCAUAUCUCUAAAAUAAAAUAAUUUUCUGCUGCAAAAACUCCAAAAUGUAUAUCUUAACAGACAAAUUAAUUUCCUUUCAGUUGUGAUAUAAAAGAUAAAAUCUGUCCCAGCAGGGGAGUUGUAAACACCCAUAAUGCAAUGCUUCUGCACACUGCUCUCUCUCCAGCUCUAGAGCUGUUCUUGGUCCCCAUUUGUUCUCUCUUUAUACUGCCUCUCUUGGCAAACGUAUUAAUUCCUUUGGAUUCCGCCAUCUGGGAUGACACCCAUAUAUAUCUCUCCUCCCCUAAUCACUCCCCUGCUUCCCUUCAACAUGUCAAUGCUUGCCUUUCUUCCAUAUCUAUUUGCCCUCCCACUUCCUGAAACACAAUCUUUCUAAAACUGAGCUUCCUACUUUUAAUCUUUAUAAUACUGUUCCUCCUCUUUCGCUUUCCCUGCAAGUUAAUGUUACCUGCAUUGGCCCAUCCUUGCAAGCUUGCUGUCCUGGUGUUAUCUUUGAUUCUGACCUCCCCUUUACAACUCAUUUCUAGUCUGUUGCCCAAUCCUUCUGAUUCCACCUUAAAAACAUUGCCCGCGUCCGCCCCCUUCUACUGCUAAGGAGCUUGUUCAUGCUCUAGUAAUUUUUUGCAUGGAUCAUUGUAAUUCUCUCCUAAUUGUUCUCCCCAGAAACCGUACAGCCUUGCUACAGUUUGUAAUGGAAGCUGCUGCCAUGUCGCUCCUUUUACACUUCGCCCUUCUGUCAAUCCUUACAAAGGCUUCAUUUGCCCUACAAUAGUCAAUUCAAAAUACUAACCCUUACCUUUAAAGCUAUAAACAACUCUACAUUUCAUCACUAAUUUGUAGAUACGCCCCUCCUCAGUUUCUCUGCUCUGCCGGUGUCCUUCUCCUGUCCGCUGCUCACACCCUUACACCCAACUCAUGCUUGCAAGACACUUUGCUAGCAUCUUCUUUCCUUUGGAAGAGCUUCCUAUCCCCAGUCUAGUCUUCAAUCCUUUUAGGGGUCCCUCAAAACCUACCUCUUCAGAAAAGCUUAUGGCCGACCAGAGUAACUUCUAUCUCACAAACCUGCCUCUUGCUCUCUUAAAGGGCCAUACUCCACUGUAAUCUUCCAGUUCUGCUACUUUCCCACCUUGUUUCUUAGUUGCUAUUUCUUUGAUGAAAUUAGUGAUUCAUAUGAAAAGCUAAAAUCACCAGUUUACGGUGGAAAAAUCCCAAAUCUGACCUUUCCCAGAUUCUUGUGGCCGAACCCUCAUUCAAGGUAUUCUGAAAGAGUUCAAAAAUGUGAGCAGUACCCAUUAGAAGAACACCUAGCCUGAUAUGUAUGCCACACUUUGUGGUAAAUGUGACUGGGUAAUGUCUCAAACUGGAAAACCUCUGGAAGAUCAUACAUUUAUUUUCCAUGCAUAAGUGACAUAUCCAGAGGUCUGGAUAGUGAAAGGGAUAUUGGGAGUAGAAGGUCCUGUUACAAAGGUAGUGUCCACGGUUUGGCCAUGGACAUCUCUACCAGAGUAACAUUCCAGUUCCUGCAUGGUCAUACAUGAGCCACCAGAAGCUUAUCCCUGAUGAAUUUUGGCCAUCACCCAAAGGAUCAGAGGAACAAGUAGUAGAUCAUGUGGAGACAACAAAAACAAAAUCUACAUUUCUGCCCUGGGUGCCAAAUAAACCUAGAUAUGCAUCUGAGCAAUCCCAAUUGAUUAUUUCUGGAAUACCUAAUUUAUAACUAAUGGUUGCAGUAAGAAUGUUGUACGCAAUUGAUGUUACACUGACUGAAGCAUUGAUAUGAAAGGAUUCUUGAUAUUCUGUAACUUCAAAGUUCUUGGAGUAAAUUUGUAGAGUGAGGAUUUUGGCUGCUGUGAAGCCUGGGGUCUGCUUUCACGUGUAAUUUGUAAAUAAUCUGGAUUAUAAAAAAAAUAUUAUAAAUAGUUUUUUAAGGGUUUCUCAUUCAUUAUUGGACAUUGAUAAAGAAUUGCUGCAUGUGACACUUGCCAUAUGUUCAGUUGCUCACCAGGUGACAUCACUGUAUAAAUUGGAGUUGACAUCUAUAACAGCAGCCUGUGGCCUAACAACAUGUUGAUCUGUUCCUUUGUAGAGCGUAUUAGUCAAACAGUAGAGAUUUUAAAGCACACUGUGGAUAUAGAGGAGAAAGGAGUGAAACUGAAACUAACUAUAGUGGACACACCAGGCUUUGGCGAUGCUGUCAAUAAUAACGAAUGGUAAGUGGAUUGUGAGUGCACUAUUACAGUGCGUGUCUUGGAUCAUGUCAUUGUAAACCGGUUAUUCAUUACUUUUCCUUUGACAACAGUUGGAAGGCCAUCACAGACUACAUAGACCAGCAAUUCGAGCAAUAUUUUCGGGAUGAGAGUGGACUGAAUCGGAAAAACAUUCAAGAUAACAGAGUUCAUUGCUGUUUGUACUUCAUCUCACCCUUUGGACAUGGGUAAGAGCUACGAUAAUGGUGCAAAAACUGCUGUACAAGGUGUGCUGUGUUUCACUUUCCUUUCUGCUUUGUCAGACUAUUCGUUCUAGUGCCAUUUUAUGUGUGUGUAACAAAGAUCAUCUGACGUGGAACUGUCAUGUUUUUGAUAUCUUUUGAUUUUCCUUUGUUUAUGUCGUAUUGUAUUUAAAUGAUUAUAUUCCUCUUUUCCUAUUGCCACUUCCCUUUAUUGAUAAUUAUAAUCUUUUCUGACUUGGGCUGGAUGUCAAUGUCAGGGUGCCUCUAGUUUUGUGUGUGAAUGUUUGCAAACUUUAUACAAGUGUUCUGUAAACCUUCCAUCACUUCCUACAAAACAUGAUUACAAUUUACUUGAUUGCACUACCUCCCUCUUUUCUAGGUUGCCCAUUAAUUCAGUACUGAUCUGGUUUAUCUGAUUAUUCACUAGUGAUCUCCCUCCUGUACUAGUUUGUUUCUUGAAGAAACUAUUCCCUUGAAGGUGCCAUGUCUAUUUUAGAAAUUGUAUUCUCUUUAUUAAUGGACAUUUCUUCUAGGAUUCCAUGCGUGGAUGUGCAAAAUGUAAUUUGUUGAGUUGUGCGAUAGUAUACGUACUGUGUCUGCCUUGUUUGUGAGUUCUAUAUACAUUUAUAUAAAAUGUCUGUCAGUUGACGAGUUCAGUGACAGUGUAUUUAAUGUGUUAGUUAUUGAUUUUUUUGCAAUAUAUGCACACUGUCAGUUUACAGGUGAAUUCUACCCUUAAUUAGUUCUGUUUUUAUAGUUUAUGUAAGGAGCUUUAUUUAAUCAUCGCUACAUAGAAGUCUAGCUUGAAAAGGAGACUUAUGUUCUUCAAGUUCAACCUAUAAAACACCACUUUUUGUUCUGUUGAAAAAAGCCAAAAAAGCCAAGGGCAAUAAUGUCACCAAAAUGAAAACAUAAUUCAGUAUUGACUCCAUAAUGUCAAUCAUAUUUCUCCUUGGAUCGACAGCAUGUUCACAUGCAUGCUAUUAUUAUUAUUUAUAAAGUGGCAACAAAUUCUGUAGCGCUGUACAAUAGGUGGACUAACAGACAAGUAUUUUCAACAUAAUACAAGAAAAUGUUGAGAUAGGCGCUCACUAUCACUAAAUAUAGCAGCAAUUCACCAACAAAGGGUUCCCUCACCCUUGUGACAUAUAAAGCAGAAUGAAAGGGGCGGGGCCUGACUCCCAAGUUGGCCGGACGUGUCUGCUAACAGCUCCUGCUACACAGAGCUUCUUGUAUCUUUCUAAGCAACUGAAACUUACCUGACAGAUGACCAAACAUACAGAAGACAACUCGGGUAGAAGAGUGACCUGUCCUGAGCCUCAGAAGCACUGAACUAGAGAGCAAUCUCACCGUCCGGACUCAAACAGCCUGCUGGUUUGUCAACGGGGAGAGGUGGCCGAUCUCCCAGCUGCAGCCACACGGCUUAAAUCAGUUUCUGCAGCUCUGUAACCGCCCGGACCGGUGGGGGAUAUCCCGGCGUCCGCUGGGGUGAAUACCUCUCUGCAGUAGCAAACGCCUGCUAUCUGUGGAUCUUACUGCCACGUGGCUCAUCCCAUAUGGCCGACAUACUGGACCACUUUAUGAGUCAAGCAAGCCUGAAGGGCCAGAGUUGGAGGGAGAGCUUUGAGACCAAAUUCGAGACACUAUAUAAGGAGUUUUGGCAAAGAAUAGACAGCCGAAAGUGCACUUCCACCUCGCCCGUCAUAUCAGUGCUUCCUGCAACCACUCGGACUCACUACACUUCAUCUGGGCUGGGGGCACACGUGGAAAUAAGUCCACACUUCGGUCCGAGCGCCCAAAGAGUUCUCUGCAUAGGAAAAACUAAACAGGCAUGCGAUCCCUCCAAGAGGAGAAAAAAGACCCCUGGACACCAGGCACCAGCUCCCCAAGCGGUCUGGGCUAGAAGUGGAGAGCGAGACCAGAGUGAGACUAUUCCUGUCGCCUGCUCCACGGGCCAAUAUACACCAAAAUCAUCUGCUGCCAUUCAAGUUGAUAUGGACAUCAUAUGUAAAGAAACAGAAAGAUUUCCAAUGGUAUGGUAUGUAUAUGGAAAUAGCUAUAUAAAAAUUAUAUUAUCCUACUUACGCAACUUAGAGCAAGGACCUGUUCUAGUAUGAAGAACUUUAGGUGGUGCAAUCUUCACCUGAGGAUAUAUACAGGAACCGGAUAAGCAGCAGGAGCUGGGUAAAGGUAAGUACUCCACAGAAUUGAUAAAUUAAAAAGUACUUUAUUUAAGUAUUAAAAUGCUGAACAUACAGCACACUAUAAGAAUAAAAUAAAUGAAUAAAACAAGUCAAUAAAUUGAGUAAAUCCUCACUUGAUGCGUUUCUCCGAAGCUUUUUCAAAAGUUGAUGUAAUUCAAUGGAAAGACGGCUAUUUAAAUGUUCCUGGGUUGUCAUUAGCUGGUGCCGCUGUUUGCGCAGCUGUUUCCAGCAUUUGCAACAGGACGAGUUGGACGCAGAGGAACAGAGGUUCCUGAGGGGCCUGCUCCAAAGAGCUUACAUUCUAGAAGAAGUGGAGUAAAGUAACACAAGACAUAAGGGUACGAUGUACAUUCAAAUAACAUAUGUAGAAUAUGCCCAACUGGGCAUGUCAGAAAAUGACAAUGUCCCUCUAAUGAAAAAAUAACAAAUAGUUUUUUGAAAAAUAUAUAUAUAUUUUUUAAAUAAAUUAAGACUAAAUAACAAACAGUUACAAUUUAGCUGCAACACAAAUGGGAAGUGAGGAGCAAUUGAACGCAGACAACUAAGGUAUAAACAAUUGACCCUUAAAGAGGUUCUCUGCACAGGAAAAGUGCUUACUACAUGGAAUGGUAACUAAAAAUGGCAUUAAAUCAUUUCACAGGAGGAGAAAUUCACUUGAGCCCACUAUGGGUUACCCCUUGGGCUACAAAGAGCUACAAAGUGUCUCUUAUAAUAGUCUAGUAUAAAUUGUGCCCUAAUUAUUGAGACAGCUCUUCAAGUGAUAUAUAAGUGGAAAUAAUACAGAAUAACAUAUAUAUAUAUAUAUAUAUAUAUUUAUAUAUAUAUAUAUAUAUACGCACAGACCUGUUUAAGCUACCUCAAUGAUGUCUUCUGAUGUACUCCGAACAUCUGAGAGAAAAGGAGCAAAAAGACCCAUAAAUAAGUAAGUCCCUACCAGAUUAUAUAUGCAGGGAAUUUAAUGGUCAGUCCUAAAAAAUAUAUCUCUCUCGACUACCACCCCUGACAGCCCUAAAACCAAAGUGCUGAAAUCAUAAGUGAAAAAAUGUGAAGUAACAAAAAUGCCCAACGUGCGUUUCGGCACUAUAACUGCACCUUUGUCCAGGGCUAUGAAAAGAGUAACUACUCAGGAGUGUUUAUAUAUAGGGUCAGCCCAACCCAAAUGUAAUUGUUUCACCAAUCACUGUGGUUAUUUUAAAGUGUGGGGGUAAGGGUGGUAGAAGCUCCACUCUCAAACAAGACAGAGGGAAACGGAAGUUAACCCUUUCAGUUUUAAAAAAACUAAUGUAUUUUCAAAGGAUUGUCAAUCCUACUUGACUUAUAGUAUAUACAAAAAAAGUUAAGAACCAUAUUGAAGUAUAUGUAUACAGGUGUACAGCUACCACAAAUAACUUAUAGUAUAUACUAUACUAGCAAUUUAUGGGUAUAAGCAUAAACCAUUCAAUUAUAUUAAGUGGCUACUCGGGUUCAAAAACUAUAUGUGAAUAGUCCUAAAUAUCAAUAAAGAAACAAGACAGUCAAUUUGUUGUAAAGAUGCCGUUAUCCUAUUGAAAUUAGCCUGUUUUUUAAAUUAAGCAUUUUUUGUAAAACCCGUAUAAAUUAAUUUUUCCAAAUUGAUCUCAAAAGAUGUCAUAUUAUGGGCAGUAUUUCUUGAGUGCUUUCUAACUUGAGUGUUUGAAAAUAGGCCAACAUUAUUAGUUAUUAGAAGAUAUAGACAAGCAGCUAUUCUAGCUGGUGCUGUAUUAAUGUCAAAUCUUAAGUGUUGUUGAGUUCUGUAUCUCACUCGUCUUUUGCCGGUUCGUUAUUGAGGCUUAUAGUGCUCCCUCUCGUAUACUGAUUGUAUAGUGUGUUAUAUGGUUAUGGCUCUCAUAUGUCAGUUUAUUAAUACGUUCUUUGCUUAUAUCUCUCCAGUGUCAUUUUGUUGUUGCGUACUCUACUCUUGUUUCAUUUUGUUAAUGCAUUUGCUUAAUAGUCUGUCUCAAAUGUUGUUCAGGGUAGACUGACAGCAUCCUAGACAAAAUGUGGACACUGACCCCUUUGAGUCGUAGAUUGAGAAUAUUUUUGGAGGAGAUGAAAAAGGUGCAUCCACACCGUUGUCCUCCUUUGGGCAAUAUAUAAUGAAUUUACUACUCAUCAAAUUAAGAAACGAGAGAUUUAUUCCACAACUGCAAAAUUUUCACCCAACAGGGUCUUUGUCAAGUUGAAGAGUCAAUAUCAAACAUACCAUUUAAAUACAUGUUUAAUUACAUAUACUUAGUAUAACUACAUGGAUUAACUUACAGUGGUAGAGUCAUUCUAAGAUAAAACAAAAAUAGAAAGAUUAACCCUUUGUGCAUCAAAGUAAAGACACCAGAAUUGUAAACAAUGAUACAAUCAGAAAAAGAAUAGUAAUAAACAUAUAUUCAUUCUCCUCUUAAUAACAUCCAUGGUAUUCAUUCCAAAUGACUACAGUUAUAGUUCCCUAUAAAAAUUAAUAUGGUUUAUUACAAUAAGAACAUAAUGGUUUAAUCCAUGCAUGCAUGACUGUGCCCAAUUUGUGUAUAGCACAGAUAUAAAUUAUAAAACAGGGGACCUUCAAAGCAGAGACAAAAUCACUCUAAAAAAAAGAGAAGAAAAAAAGAGAAGUAAAAAAGAACAUAUUAGAACCGAAAUGCAAUAAGUUACAAAUUUGGAAAUCUAUGUUUGACCCUUUGGGUUUCAUGCAAUGUAGAGUAUAUAUUGAAACUGCUUAAGGUUUUUUGAGAAGUUUCUGUCGAUUGAUUCCUCUUGUUUGAAAUGGCAAAUCAUUAAAUGAAUUGAUUCUGUCCCCCUCCCCCUCAGUUGAGCCAUCGAAUGGUUGCUUUCAGCCAUGUGUGCUGGCAGUUUUUAGUAUGAAUGUCAGAGCAAUGUUUGGACAGGCGAUCCUAAUCCUGUCGAUGGUUUCAGCAACAUAGACAAUGCCACAAGGGCACUUGAUGAAGUAUAUAACAAAUGUUGAUUUACAAGUGACAUACUGCUUAAUCCAAAAUUGCUUUCCUCUACGUGGGUGUGAAAUGUUUGGCCCUUAAACACUGAACUGCAUGAGCUAUAGUAUAAACAGGGAAAAUUUUCAAACUUGUGGUUUUCCCAAAAACUUUUGUAUAAGCUAAGUGGGUAUUUUAUACUCUGCUCGGAUUAGAUUUUCACAAAUAGCCAUCAUUGGUGGCUUUUAAAAUUCGUAAACUUCUGGGUGUGCUGACUGUAAGAUAUGCUAGUGUUCUCUUUGGAAUGUGUGCCCUAUUGACUGACCAGUUGAACAUGCCACCUACACCUUAUGGAUUGAGCAAAACCAUUUUUCUGCUCUGCACCAGUGAGUACAUUUCCUAUAAUUUUAUACCUUUUAACCUAUAAAGUGAGCACAAUAUUUUAAUGUUGUUUUAUUCAGAUACCACCAUGGUGUGGAUUUCAACUACAAUUAUCCAAGAGUGGGGAUCAUUCCACUCCAUGCUAAUUACAAGGAGCCAUCAGAAGGCUCCAGAUAUUGUGAGUGUGUACUCUGUUUCUUUUAUAUACCGCUGGAUAACCCCCACCCCCACCCAGUGAACCAAGGUGCUAACUACAUAUGGAUAGGCUGGCAUUGUGCCGCCCAGCUGUACUAAAUUUGAGCUAAUUAUCAGCUCCGUACACUGUAAGUGCAUUUGAUUUCGUUUUCUUCAAUCAAUAGGUUACAUACUACAUUACACUAUACUCUUUGUUCUCUCUUCUCUGCAUAUUGAGCUAUAUUGGAGGAUUUUUUCAAGAGGCUAUUUCCCUCUUUGUGCAUACAAAUACACAUUCACACCUACAAAUGUCGUAGGUAGUCGUGAAAAAAACAUUAUUAGUGGGAGGGAGAGCAUAAUCUUCAUUUUCAGCUGUAGCUCUCACUGGUCAGUAAGUCUGGAUGCUGUCCUGCCCACUUGGUGCUUCUCCUCAACACAUUUAGAUACAGUGUCCCACUUCUCCUUGCAUUUGCUGCAAAUUGAAGUGCUGUGAGGUGCCCUCAAAUGCACAGGUAAGUGUAUUUGAGAUAGUCCACCUGCUGGUUUCGGGGAAUUACUUGUCUUGUGUCCCCCUUGGAUCCGCUGAUGGUUACAGCCAGCAAAUACAUCAUUGUACAUGCCUAUAGCCAAAGCCCAUAAUUAAAAACUAGCCUUUUGGCAGCCAGGUCCCUCUGUUUUUUAUUAGUGACUAAGCAGCAAUAGCUGCUUUUUAAUUACAGUGAGCAGUCAUUGGCUGCUCAAUGUUUAGUAGGCAAACCCCCACCAAACAGCGGGGCUGAGGGGAGCAUAAGGAAGGUAUUAUUCCUCUGUUACACUACAUGGUCGUCAUACUCACCAUCAUAUACAUUUUUGUUAAUUUUAAAUAAUAACUAACAGCAUUAAACUCAGACAAAGUCAUCAGAAAAAAAGUUAAUAAUUAUCAACAGCUAAAGGUCGAUAGAAUUAAAAUGUGUGGGGUGCCAAUUAGGGAAGUAUUCAGCAUAAUAGCAAGAAAUGAGGCAUGAAAUUUGUUUAUUUAUUUACUUAAAUACAUCUUUUUAAUGUUGUAGUUUUCAAUCCCCUAUCUAACUGGGUAAUAGUUAUUCCAUCUACAGGUUUCUGCAGGAAAGUGGUUGCCACCAUUUAUUUUAGGCAAGGAUCAAAAUUAUGUAGAUGAAAUUAGUCUGGUGACCCAUUCCAUAAUCUUAUUAUAACAAGUUCCAAAAUACAAUAAAAAAAACACUUUCGGUACACCAUUUUCAUUGUAAACUGGUAUCGAUUUGUAGGAAAAGCAAUGAGGCUACAAUAAACACUUUAUAAAUAUGAUGUACUCGUUACAGCCAGGUGUUAAAGAAUCAUCACUAUUAAAGAAUUACUGUGACAGGAUAUGCAUACUGAGUAAUGCUUCCACAUGACGAAUGUAAGCUCCCUGCCGUUCAGAUGAAUGGAUAGCUGCUCGGUGCCAAUUUCAGGCUGGUUCAUUACACCUUUGUAGCUUGAAAGUGAGAGUCAAGAGGUGGAUUUGUGGCACAGAUGUUAUCUCUCACUCUCAAAUCCCAUGUACUGGCAUCAUGCAAAAAUAUUUGGAUGGCCAUUUGCAUGAUAACCCUGAAGAUGAAUGUUUGCAGAGAGGCUGGAGAGUCGCUUUAAAGGAGUCAUUGUUUCUUUGUGUUUAUAGUGAUCAGGCAAGGUAUGUGUAUUGUUCACUUUAUCUGACAGUCAAGUGCUAAUUAAACAACUGCUUGAUUGCCAUUUUAUUAAAAUAGCAGUGCUUGUGCUUAAUCAUUGGAUUACUUAGACUUAGAGUGUGUACACAGUUUAUGCUUUUUUACACUUGAAGGAUUAAUUACUCUUCUUGCCAAAGGGGAUGUUGGUAAUUCCUUUUUCACUGAAAACAUUAUAGCUCACAAUAUGUUUAAAUAAUUGUUGCGAUUUGUCUUUCUUUUUUUUUUUUUAAAUGCAGUCUCUCCCACUCAGUAGAAAAUUUGUUUCCAUACUUACCAUGAUUUUACCAUGGUAGCUCCUCCCCUAAUGUGUUAAGGCUACUACGGCUUCAAGAAAAUAGAAAAAUGUUUGAAAAAAAUACCAUAAUUUUCUUUUCUUUAUUACAAACAAUGACAGCAUUAACUUAUGAAAAGAGCAGCUACCCAUAAGUCACUGCUUCAUGAAUCCUUUCUUACCUCGUCUAUAGUUUUAUCUGUUUUACUCUCCUUUCCCUACUUUCCUUCAUUGUUGAAUAGAAGUUGUUUGAAAAUAAUUGCAUUUACUGUGAUAUCUAGUAAAUUCUGGAAGGUAUAGUUUUCCUUUGGGUGUAUUUUAGGUGGUAGCAGUUGAGGAGUGUUACUCUCAGGGUUAUUUACCAAAGUGUGAAAGUUGGAAUUCUAAUUGAAUUACACAUUUUCGUGCCAUUAUCCUUUCCUCACCCUCCCUCAUCAUUCUUCUGUCCUUCUGUCUCUUCCUAACAUAUUAAUCUCUACUACACAUAGCUAUCUCUGUACCUCCUCCAUGUGUAUUCUGGGGGUGUAUACACAUCCAACAAUAUAAAAGAACUGCAAUAUUCAUAAUAUUAUUUUUCCUUCUCUCUCCUCCAUCUCUGUACUCUUCUUUUUUGACAUAUUAGCACUGUCUAUACAUGGUUGUCUGGCUGACCAGAUAUACAUUUGUACUACUGUACUCUAUGAAAGCACUGCAGCGGCAUGUAGUUAGAUUUUUCCUGUGCAGCUCGUAUUUAGAGUUUUCAUUGUAAAAUGUGUUAUCUUUCUGUGUAGAAAUAAGAACUGAGUAACAAAAACAGUCACAAUUUCACAUAACUUCUGGUAAUUAAACCACUUUGUAGCCAUACUUAUACAUUAUUCUGUUGUACACUAAGCCUUUUACAAUUCUUGUCUGUCCUAGUCUUCGGCCUGUGGAUGUGGCAUUUAUGAAAUCUCUGCACGAGAAGGUGAACAUUGUUCCUCUGAUUGCCAAGGCUGACUGUCUGAUUCCGGGCGAAAUACGCAAACUAAAGGAACGGGUGAGGCUGCAGGGCUUUUACCUGGAAUAGAACCACAAAUAAUCUUUGACAAUUAAUGGAUGUUGCAUAACUUCAUUAGCUCCUUUGACUUCCAAUAUCAUUUCUAUGCAGAUUACACGCAAAUCUACCUGUCCUCUCCUGAUCUCUCCCCGUCCCUCUUGACUGUCUCUGACUGCCUCUCUGCUGUUUCUAACUGGAUGUUUGCCACUUCCUUAAACUAAACUUGACCAAAACUGAAAUUCUGGUCUUUCCUCCCUCAAGUGUUGUUACUCCUGUGUCUGUCUACCUACAAGUCAACGGUGCUACUAGCAGCUCCACCACACAGGCUCGCUGCCUAGGUGUUCUCUUUGACUCUGACCUCUCCUUUAAGCCUCAUGUUCAAUUUAUCGCCAAAUCCUGUCAUUUCCAUCUCAAAAACAUUGCGUGCAUCCGGCCCUACUUAACGCCAGAUGCGACUAAGGUGUUGGUCCAUUCCACUGUCCUUUCUCGCCUUGACUACUGUAAUCCGCUUCUCAGUGGUCUUACGUGCUCCCAACUAGUGCCAUUACAGUCCAUAAUGAAUGCGGCACCGAGGCUCAUCUUCCUGUCCGCCCGCACCUCCCAUGCCUCACCCUUCUGUCAGUCCCUACAUUGGCUUCCUAUAAAAUAUAGAGCUCAAUUUAAAAUUCUGGUUCUUGCUUUCAAAUCUCUACAUAAUGUGGCUCCCACCUAUCUAUCCUCCCUUAUACAGAAGUAGGCCCUUACGAUCUGCUGAAGACUUACGUCUAUCUUCUGUCCGUACUCCCACCUCUGAUCGUUCCUGUGGAACUUGCUUCCCUCCUCAGUUAGAUGCUCACCCAGUCUCCACUCCUUUAAAAAAUCGUUAAAAACCCACUUCAUAAAAGCGUAUCAAUUAAACUGUUAAUAGCUCCUGACCGAUUCCUCUUCUGCAACUGUCACUAGUCUAAUACUAUCCUUACCUUUUUGUGUCAUUUUACCCCACUCCCUCUAGCAUGUAAGCUCAUUGAGCAGGGCCCACAACCCCUUUGUUCCUGUGUGUCCAACUUGUCUGGUUACAACUACAUGUCUGUUCGUCCACCCAUUGUAAAGCUCUGCGGAAUUUGACGGCGCUCUAUAAAUAUCAUAAUAAUAAUAAUAAUAAUAAUAACUUUCCACUCUCUAAACAUCAUUCAUUUUCUAGGAUUUAUUAUAAAGCAAUCCACAGGUUCAACAGGUAGGAUGCGAAGUAGGACGUUUAAUCAUGUAGAAGGCCAUUGGGCAGAAACUUUGUGUUUUGUUGUGUUCUCUGCCUAAAUAAAUUGCACUUUGCAUCCUACCUGUUGACCCAUGGAUUUUGCUUUAUAUUAUACCUAUUGAGAGGUUGUGGGCCUCUACUACAGAGUACAGGGAGGUGCAUUGGUUCGUAUACGUUUUUCCCAAGAGUGACUCAUCUUUCUAAACUUCUGGAUUUUCUAGUAUUUAGGUUACCACUCACAUCUUCACCAAGCUUCCUUCCUGCUUCUUCUCCUUGACUCCCCUCAUGUAUAUCUAUGUGUACUUGUUAUUGUUGGGGUUAUCAAUUGCACAUUUCAAUUAUUAUUGGACCAAAAUACCAACAAGCCAGAUUAAUACUAUUUUUUUGUCUAUAAGAGAUCUUACGGGGUUGUAGUGUAUAAAACGGAAAUUGAAUGUUUAUACAAUGUUGUUAUUAUUAUUAUGAUAUUUAUAUAGCGCCAUCAAAUUCUGCAGCGCUUUACAGUGGGUGGACGAACAGACAUGUAGUUGUAACCAGACAAGUUGGACACACAGGAACAGAGGGGUUGAGGGCCCAAUGAGCUUACAUGCUAGAGGGAGUGGGGUAAAAUGACACAAAAAGGUAAGGAUAGUAUUACACUAGUUGACAGUUGCAAGAGAGGAAUCAGUCAAGAGCUAUUAAGUUUAAUUGAUACGCUUAUUAUUAUUAUAACGCUUAUUAUUUAGCGUUCCUCCACUCUACUUAUGUAUCUGUUUUACAUUCCUAUGAAUAGUUUUUCAAAUAUUUUUGUUAUCCUCCCCGCACACAGUGCUCUAAUUGUAUUUGCUCUGUUGCAUUUUUCAAAUCAAAUCUUCAGAUCAGGGAGGAGAUUGAGAAAUUUGGCAUCAAGGUCUAUCAGUUCCCCGAGUGUGACUCAGAUGAGGACGAUGAUUUCAAACAACAGGACAGAGAGCUAAAGGUAAACAAAGCACAUGAAUAUGCAUAUAAUCUCUCUGCUCAGUCUUCUUAUUCCCUGUCUCUGCUCAGCCUCAGUUUCAUUCACCCUUACCGCAUCUCAUACCAGCACAUAUAGAAUCAGUGCCUGCAGAAUUCUGUGCUUCACCUUAAGCACUGUAAAGAUGUAGGGGAAAUGAGAGUAUUGAGCUACUGACAUACUCGUUUGGACAUUGUUCAAUAUACUCUGUGAUUUACAUUUCUACACUUCCAGGUUGUAAUAAUUGUUCCCAUAUGGUCUAGUUCAGGGGUAGGCAACCUUCGGCACUCCAGUUGUUGUGGACUACACCCCCCAUAAUGCUCUUCCACCCAUAAUGCUGGCAAAGUAUCAUGGGAGGUUUAGUCCAAAACAUCUGGAGUGCCGAACGUUGCCUACGCCUGGUCUAGUUGACAGUGCAUGAAUCUAACAAAUAAUACACAGCUGUGUCACAAUAAAAGUAUGACAGCAUGUUAUCCACGUGUAAAAACACCAGCAUCUUACACAUUCUAGCACUGUAUGGAUCUUUUUUAUUCAGUUUUAUCUUUUCUGCAGGAAAGUGCUCCUUUCGCAGUGAUUGGCAGUAAUACUGUAGUAGAAGCCAAAGGUCAGAGAGUACGAGGUCGUUUGUACCCAUGGGGCAUUGUGGAAGGUGAGCUUUGUGUAAUAUAGAGUGUUUCCAUAUGCUGGGAACUUUCCAUAUUAUUACAAUAUGUAAGGAAUUAGGUGCAGUAAUUGUGUUUAUUAUCUAUACAUUAUUAAUAAUAUUUCACUUCUAUCUGUAUCUGAUGUCCAGCAGAGACUCUUCCAUGCUGUACUGUUAAAUAAAUAUUUUGCUUAUGCCUGUGCGGUCACACUGUGAUCAUAUAAAUAAAUCAUUAAUGUCUGUCUCCUGUCUUCAUGCAGUGGAGAAUCAGUCACACUGUGACUUUGUGAAACUGAGGAACAUGCUGAUUCGCACACACAUGCACGACUUGAAGGAUGUUACAUGUGACGUGCACUAUGAAAACUACCGAGCUCAGUGCAUCCAUCAGAUGACCAGGUAAAUGAUCAAGUUAUUGUAUUUCUGAUUUUCAGAAGCGUGCAUACUGCAUUUUGUUUCACACAUUCAGCUCAACAGUUACCAAAUCACCACAUCCAUCAAUAAUCAAAUCAUGAUAACCAGCUUCAGCUAAUCUAUUGGGAUUCAAUCUAAAGUUAUGGAAGAUCAAACCUUGACACCAAACAAGGGAAAUCACUCUCAGCACUGUUUCCUGGACUAAGAUUACAGAUUCCAAAAUAAGAACAUCUCUACCUUGAUAAAGACCAUUGCAGCGGUCGAAACGUUGCUGUUGUGUACUUUGGGCACCUGAAUGAAAAGACACUACUUCCAAAAUGAAGAGCUGGAAUUUAUUUUUAUACUUUCCUAAAGUUACAGACUGUCUAAAACAUUAUAACCUGCCUCAGACUACCAACCAUUUAUCGUUCUUUUUUUAAGCCAAGAGGCCUGUGGCAGGAUACUGAGUUAACCUUACUUUUGAUUGGCUUGUGCAAUUAUUUUAUUAAUUUUACCUAGACUAUGUUUCCUGCUCAUUUAGCAGGACUGGUACAAAUGUGCUAGGAGGACCUGCUAGCCAAGUGUGCCUGCUAGCCAAGCACACCUGCUGCCUAUUCUUAAUUAAUAUAUUCGGUGUCUUUCUGGAGUGUUCAGCCAUGUAAUAAUAAAAGUAGAGACAUUUGUUGAAGAAGAUACACAAAACAUUGUACAUGGGACAAUGACAUCUCAGUCUUCUUCAAAGUUGGCCCCUUGGGAUCUCACACCGUUCUGCCAGCAUCUCUUCCACUGUUCAAAACACUCUGCAAAAUUCUUUGUUGGAAUCACCAUCAACUACUUUGUCAUAUUUACCUGAAUCUCAUCAAUGGUCUGAAAUCUCUUCCCUUUCAAAUGUGAUUUUAGUUUGGGGAAAAGCCCGAAGUCACAGGAUACCAAACUUGGGCUGUAGGGGGGCUGAGUCAACUAAGUGAUUUUAUUUGCGCUGCUCUCAUUGCAUCGUCCCCAAAAGCCAUCUGAAUCAUCCAUAUAGUUUCCGCAGAGGAAUGUUUAAACUUAAUGCAAAUUUUGAAGCAGAUUCGUUGUUCUACAUCCUCACUUAACAACAUCUAGCACCCCCACUGACUAGUACAAUGAAAUCGUCAUUGUUCAUGCAUGCGCAUUCCAUUCUGCUCUCUUUGGCUGCCAGGUUACAUCGAUGUCGCACAAACCAUUCUUAUUAUAUUAACAAUGGCUGGAUACUUUCCGCACAGAACCUGAGUAUGUAUGUAUGUAUAUAUAUAUAUACAUGUAAGGCCUUGGCCUGUAGUUGUGGGAGGGGCUUGAAUUGCCUUUAAAAGGGCUUCCAAUCCUCUCCCACCUUACCGUGGACAGUCUGGCGAAUCACUUCCAGUCGGACCGCCAUCUUGGUUUCUUACCUGCCUUCCAUGGUGUUCCUGAACAGCGUUUGCCAGCUCUAAUCGUGAGUCUGCAGACUGGUACAUUUGUACACCGUCUGUAUCAUACCGGGGGGGGGGGGUCAGCAAACCUCCAGGGUGCCUGGCACCAUUAUAUAUGCUUUCUGGAUAUACUACAGACCUCCCACAGCCUCACUUUUCAUGGGGGUCUGCGGUAUUCUUUGUAAAAAUGGGUUGCUUCGGCUCCCACGCUAAGCAGUGAUUACACUGGUACACCGUCUGUAUCACAUAAGGGGGAUCACACAACCACUGGGGUCUCCAGCGUGGCUCGGUGCCCUCCCCCCCCCAUUGUGUCACCAGGGCACGGAGUGUACCCACAUGCCAGCUCCCCCCCCCCAUCAAAAAGGGGCAUGGAGGAGUGUCACAUAUCGGCUUUUGCCGGCUACCCACCCAUCAACAGGGGUGCGGAGGGGAUUCUCUUACCGGCUUUGCCGGCUGCCGCCCAUCCCCCUGUAACUGGGGCACUAAGGGGAGUCACGUACCGGCUUCCCCGGGUCUUCUCCUCCUCCUUCCAUGAAGAAGGUCACGGGUAGUCACUGACGGGGUCGUUGCAAGGUGUGCUCCUUCCAAGACUGGCGUCGGACUAUUUCCGGCUGUAAAGUGAGAUCUCACCACGGCUCUGCAAUAGCAGUAUAGGCGGGAAAGCACUAAGGCAGCUCAAAUCCCAUCACGCUCAGCCACACAAGUGAGUAAUAACGACACUGUCAGGGAAACUACGUUCCCACACAAUUUUCUGUUUGUUUGUAUACAUGAGGGGUAAUAUUGGGCAUUUCUGAUUAUGUAAUUUGAUGUGAUUGUGUGAACUGGUAUUGCUGUCUGAAGUUAGGUUCGGCUACAUACCAGCCAUUCGUUUACACGAUUUCAAGUUGUUUCAGUCUUGUCGCCACCUGGUGGCCUGAUUAUGUAAUGUCAUGUCCCUGGUUUUAAGUCAUAUACCCCUGUUGGUUUGAAGGUUUUACAGAUUCCAAGUAAAUGUAUUUAUGUGUGGCUAUUCUAAAUAUACAGUAUUCAGCUGGUUAAUUAAUUUAUCUGUUAGCUGACAAUUGUUAUGUUGUUCCUACAAGUUCAUUGCAGGAUAUUAAGCUUAUGUUUUGUGACAUCAUCGCUCCAAUACUUGUCCUUAUUAGGUUGACAAUAUGGUUGUAGGUUGUACUCAUUGCAAGUUAUUUUAUUGGGCAUUAACAUCUCGCUUUCUUUAGGUACCUCGGUCAUGCUGCAGGGUUGCUUUACAAGCACUGCAAUUCUGUCACCUACCUCUGUCUUAUGUUCAUUGCUCAUUUUUAGGUUCUGGUAGGUUUUCCGUUUAUGGUUCGGGUCCACAAUCUGGUACUCACAUAACUGGUACACACAGAUACUCCCCUUAUCAUUUUUUACUGGGUUGCAGCACGUAUCUACUGCCACCCUCUCGCUCCUAUUUUUCUGCAUGUGAUCUUGUCCUGACUCAAACUUUAUCAGGCACGUUUUCACAACCCCGUACUUUCUAUUUAGAGUGGUACUGGCUUUUGAGAUUUAGUUUACCCAACUAGGUUUCUGUUUUCCGAUCUUAAUCCAUACGUUAGUGGUCCCGUGAGGCCAACACCCAUCUUCUCUGAGUUUUACGUCCCUCGGCCCAAAUCAUAGGUAGCCGCCUCGCAUUGUUGCAUAGGGAGGGCCUCCCAUGUCACUCCCAUUCUAUCUUAUGCUUUAGUUGCCAUUAAGAGGCGAGCACCCCGCCACAACGUUUCGGUGGCCUCAAAAAUCCCCUCUGGCCAACUCAUAAUUAGCGCCUCUCACGCCACUUGGCAAUUAGUAGGGACUCAUCUGUCACGUUAAGUUAGCUUAAUUCUUCGCCGCUUGGCUUCUAGCUAGCCUGCCAGUACCCGGUCCCUUCGUCUCACUUAUGAUAAUUAAGUUAGAUAUAUAUUCUGUUUUGUAUCAUGUUCCGGAAGGACUGGUGGUUCUAGUUCAGGUAGGUUGUUACACAUGUUGUUCUCUUUAUUCCCGGGCUCAUGCUAAUUCCAUGUGUCCGUAUAAAGUUUUCCUAAAUCCUCACUACACUGGCAUCAACGUCACGUUAUUGGUUACGCUUUAACAAUAUCGUCCCUCGCAGCAUUUGGUUACAUUUAUCAGCAAAAGGCUGACUCAAGGGUUCCACAUGGGUUCGUACAUUUUGAUAACUGGGACACUAGAAUGCAAUAAUUUGCAACCGCUUUCACAGACCAAGAGUAAGUGUGUGCGGUUAUAAGGACGGAACUAGAUCAUGGGUUUGUGGGGUGUUUUGGUUCCCCUCCUUUUCACAUUGGGGAGAACCAACCCCAUAGGAGAGUCACAGGGAACACUUCACUUGAACCCAGACAAUCAUAGACUUGUCCACCUUUCCUAGCCUUCAUUCCCUCAUACCCUCCGAUGAACUUUCUUUACUAUAUGCCACUAUCACCUAUGCCAUUUGGGCCACCCUGGUGACUAGUACCGGCGCUUGGCUCUAAUAAAACUGAUAUUGUCAAUGUUUUUAAAUUACUUCCCAUUCACCCUUCACUAUGACAUCUGCACUGCAUUUAAGUGACAUGGACUUUAUUAUUUCUCACGACUCACCUUUAGCUUCAAGUGCAGCCCCAGAAUCUGUGCUACUUGGCUGAUACUUUGUGUUGGUUAUGGCUUAAUAUGUACAGAUGUCCGUCCGUUAUUUCUUCCUGGAAAAUAUCCCCAUGAUUGAGACCAAGGCACCCCCCUAGCAGACUUACACGCAUAUUGGCUUUUGAGCCCCUGGCUACUCCAGUCACCCCUCACAAGACCCUAGGUCCUGAUAACACCGCACAAUUUUGGGCAUCCUACUAGACUCGAUCCACAUGCAAGCUAGCCUUCACCAGGACAUAGAUUGAGCACACCCUAUCAGGCAUUUGAACUCUACUUGCAACUAGGUCUUGCAACUGCGAGGUACUUCAAUCACUGCUGGGGUUGCUCAAUUUUGCCAUGAGACUCAUCCCACAGGGUAGAUCCUUCAUUUCCCGGUUCCUUCUCUUUAUUCCCACGACUCACCACGUAUCACGUUAGACACUCAUGCAACCUCUGAUUUACUUAUGUGGCGCUUUCCUCAUAUACUGGAAAGGGCGAGCCAUGUUUAUUCCCCCUCUCUGACAGUUCACCCAUGGUUUGAACAGAUGCAGCAUCAAACUCUGGUUUUGCUGCCAUCGGAGGGGAUAAAUGGUGUUUAGGGGCAUGGCCCACAGAUGUUAAGUCCCAGCCCAGCUUCUCCUCUCCAACUUCGGCCUUGUUUGAAUGAUAUCCGAUCAUGACAGCUGCCAUUGCCUGGGGACCAAUACGGUCCGGUCACUCAGUCGGAUGUUAUUCACAUACGCCUAGCCACAUUGUGCAUAUAGGCCGAUCUUCAUCUCUGGUCAUCAGGAGACUGUUCAGGAAACUCACAUGGGUAGCCACUUGCUAAUCUUAUCACAUGUAUUCACGUGCCGGGUUUCACAAACAUCUUAGCUGGCCUCUUCCAUGGGUUGCGUUUCAGGCUUUCUGCCAGACACUACCCACCACUUCCAGGCUGGCUAACCUGCCCCGCCUUUCCUAGACAUGCUCAUGGAUUAAAUGUCUGGUUUAACCUUGCACAUCACGUUUCUAUCCUUACACUUUCAGUCAACACUAGAAAUUAUAUGAUAGGGUGUUCACAUAUUUUCUAUUGAGGAGUUUUAAGUUCUUGACAUAUUUGCUAUGAAAUCUAUUUUGGGGUUCUCUUCUUUUUUGCCACCUUAACUUAAAUUAUCAUUUAACACAAUUAAACGGUAACUUACGGAUAUCCAACACCACAUGCUUCCACGACACCCCAACAAUACAGGAUUCCUUUCAACUUAUCUGACAAAGACCUACUGAAAGGAAUUCAAAAUUCAAGAUCCACGGACCAUCUCAAAGGCUACCCAUCCACAAGGCAUAUUUCAUUCACUAUCCGACGUAGUAGAUUCAGCUCCUUUUGAGCACAUGACCCAUACCCCAAUCAAACGGCCCUACAUCUAGCAUGCUAUGGGUUCUUACGUCCCAAUGAAUUUAACACUAGGAAUAUAACUACCACUGAAUACCUGGGAACGACUGAUAUCCAGUCACAUUAGAUCAUUAGGUCCUAUCUCUGCAUCAGUCUAUAUCUAUAACUUUAGCACAUACGGUCACAAUACCCCUAUUACCUACUCUAAACAAUGGAGCCAGGUAAAGUUCUGGAUACUUAUUGCACCACUAUCCAGAUACAGCCACUCAAACCAUUAUCAGAACAUCACGGCUCCAUUCUUACAGCAUAUCAAGUCAUGCUUCAUGUUCACUUACUGUUAACUAGGCUUGGCCUAAUACAAACCUUUCCUCAGGACACUCCUUACGCAUAGGGGCAGCAUCCUCACCUUCCUCCAACCACAUUCCUGCUCAUAUCAGGGCUAUGGGACGCUGGAAAUUCUCCACCUAUACUCUUUACAUUCCGAACCCAGUUAAAGAGCUAAUAGAAGCUUUUUGUGACUUGUCCGAGUAAACGAUGGUUGUUAUAUGAUUAAUUGUGUAUGGUAUUCUUCUUUUUGCCCACUUUUAUUACAGGCCUACUGCUCUGUCGGUUCCGGCACACCACAACCGACUGGUGUCAUUUGAAUAUGUCUAUUGGUUAUAAUAUGCUAUGUUACACUAUCAUUACGGCUAGAUUGCCCCGACUACAAAUAUAUAUAUAUAUAUAUAAAUAUAUAUAUAUAUAUGUAUACACACAUACAUACAUAUACAGUUGAUGAAAUACAGAAAUGCAAACCAAACUGACACACAAGGGAGAUCAGUAGUAAAUAAACUAACAAACUUGCAUUAAUACAAAUAUUAAGAUGCCUGUAAACAUAUUCUUGUGGACACACAAUGCAGUCCAUAUAUUGGACAUUGAUUUGGAUAUUGUUAAGAAACAGCAAUGCUCUGUGAGUUCAACAUGACCCCCUAAUCUGGUGUGCUACAAAACGCCACCACCACAGUGGAUCACUGAAUAAUGUUUGCAUUGAUAGAGAAUACUGAUUUGUCUAAAGUAAAAAGGAAUAGAAAGUGACUGCAUAUCUUCUCUAGUGAUGCUCUUCGGAGCACAUGCUACCGUGUUUUUAGAUUUCUACAUUACACAAGUUGAAGGCAGUUGACAAAGGCAAUAGAUUUCCAACCAUGUGUUAAACAAGCUGACUUUUUCUAAAAUGUUACAUUACUUAUACAGUUAAUGUGGAAUGUUAUGUCAAAUAAGUGUGAAUUCUUAGACAGUUCGUGGAUUUUUAAUGUAUAUAACAUCAACUGAAUGCUUCUAGUGUGUUUUUCUACAAAUCAAAUCAACAAAACAGCAAAUUAUGUGUAAAUUCCAAAUGCUUAUUGCCUGCACUGUUCAACUAGUAAUCUGCAGAUAUUCUUGGACACCGGAAGUGAUGUCAUGUUCUGGACAGACUACCACGGCAGAAAAGAUACCAAGUCCUUGCAAUCCACCACACAAGAAAUGUUCCCAGAAUUUAACCACCAGUCUUACAUCCUCCGAACAACCUAGGCAACAGUUAGAUUUUGUAUCAGAUUGUAUAUACCGAGGGACCAGAUUAGGAAUGGAGACCACAUAAUUCAAUUUCAUUCUAUAAAUAUUUGACUUUAGUUUAUAGCCUAUAAGAGGGUGUUUAUAUAACUUAGGCCUCAAUUUAAUAACCUUUCAAUACUCUUAUAAAUAUUUUCUAAAUGAUUUAUCUCCAGAAAUUGCCGUAGACCUUAGUGGUGACCUCUGUAAAUAAAACAUUUGGAAAGCUUAUUAAAUCAAGAUCAAUCUGUUUUACAUUUUUUAUGGAAAUCCUCUCUUAACUUGCUUCAGUGAAGGCAUUAUGUACUUGCAACAGACCUUGUGGCCUGACAAUGUUACACUUAAACAUAGAAACUACUAAUAUCCUCUAAGUUAUUAACCACUCCUGCCCGGAACCAUUUUUAGGAAGUUAUAAAUAAUUGAGUUAAUAUGUAUGUCGCCUUUUGUCUUUUCAAGGUAUGAAGAAAGACAGAACACUGCACAAAGGUUAGGGUCAUCGCUAAGUCAAAAUACUAAUAGUGUGAAAAGUCAUACAUACUAAAUGGGUGAAUGAAACGUGGUUGCAGGACCACAAAUGGCCAUCAUAUGCAUAACCGAAUAUGGCCUUGAUUUAAUAUCGUUGGACAAGCUUUCCUAAUGAUCUAAUAUUUUUGGAUAAACUUUUUAAAUAAUGUAACAUUAUGAAAAUAUUUUAAUUUUGUAAUAUUUUGAUAUCUUUGAUGUAACGAUAUAUUUUUAUGUAUGCUAUAUUCUUGAUAAUUUAAUAUGUUGAAGAAAAUCAUUUUAAAAGUUUAUCCAAAGAAAUGGAAUCAUUUGGAAAGCGUAUCCAACAAUAUUAAAUGGAAGCCUAUAUGUGUUCAUGUGUUAAAUAACUUCUGGAUGAGUCUCUGCUGCAGCAUGCAUUAAUCCGCCUCUGGUGAAGGCCUGUGCUUGACUGUGAUUAACCUUCUUCUUUUUUUUUCUAUGUCUUUACCCCUGGCCCACUUGAGACCUAUUGGACCUUUAGCUACAUUGCAUUGAUACUUAGACAGAUAAAAUUAGUUGGCACAAAUAAUGUGUCCUUUUAUCCAUCCAAGUAAAAUUCUUUACUUACUUGGUCUUAAAGAUUAGGUGUUGUGGCAUUAACGAUAUAGUAAUAUGACAUGAACAGGAUGUUUGCAUUUUUUUGUUUACUGCUUGUGUGCAUUGGGCCCAAUUGAUACUCUACUGGUCCUUAAACAUGUCACCAUGUUGAUCUGCUAAGGCAAAAAUAGAUGGAUGAAAGUACGGAGUGUAAGAAGAGGAGUGCAUACUUUUCUGAGCAAUAUUCAGGGACUUUCCCUUUUUGGCCACCUUUAGUACAAAUCUUGAAAUAAAAUGGGCAUUGUACUUCGUGGAAGUGGCUUACACAAAUAUCUGGGGCUACUGUGUGUUUCACGUAGGAGAAAUAUGUUUGAAACUUUGGUUGAGGAAUUGACAUUGGGCCACUAUUAAUCCGAAUGCUUCUCAAUAAAACUUCUCUUUGGCACUUUGCCAUGGCACAUAUGGGCAGGGAAACACAUGUUGAGAACUGCACUUGAGUGGGAAUUGUCUUUUCUGACUUAAGUUUUGUUCACCCUUAUUGAAAUUUGCACCUUCCAUCAGCCUAAAAAAAUGGAAAGAGUUUAUUAAAUAUAAUUUUUGAUUAGCUUUAUAAAAUUCAUACUGCAAUAGAACUGGUUUAGCCCUAACACCAUGCAUUAGGAGUUUAAUUUAUUCAAUUACUUCCUUCUAUUAUAUAUUUAAUCACAUCAGUGCUAAACCGUUGACCAACUCAUUUUAGUAAAAGCCUUUGGCCCUAAAACUGUUAAUUUUCUCUAAACUGUGAGUUAUUCUAUUCUCUGCUUUAAUCACAAUUAUUAUAGUACUAUUUCAAUCAUAUAAAUUAUUGUCUUUGAGUUUGUGUUUAGCACCAUGGAACUGGAAGCAAUUGACAUUUAUAUAAUUCUGUCAAGUAGUUUGAAAUAAAAUUUUGAGUCUGUACCUUCAACCGUAGUUGAUUUGUUGGUUUUAUCUUUGAGUAAUUACUAAGAUGUCACUAUUAAAAUGUAUUACUCAUUACAAUCAACUACAGUAUGCUAUAAACAGAAGUGUACCAACAGCCCAGACUACCUUUAGCUGUGCAAACAAACUCUGCAUAACACAAACCUAUACUUUUUGUGACUGGCUUUCUGUCAAUGGGUGGCCACUAAUUUAUUAUAUAUGUUUCUUUUUCUUUCUUUACACUCCUCCCAAUUGGGGACAUGGGAGUAUUCAAUCAGUGGCAUGUCGCUGAUUAACCAAUUGGUGUUUGCACUGGGCUUCUCUAACCAAUGCUUGCUUGUUUUCCUAAAUUAAAUUCGUGUUGGGUUUUCAUUCAUUCCUGUAGAGUUUUGAUUGAUCCAGUUUUUUUUGAUUGACAGCAAACUGACUCAGGACAACAGGAUAGAGAGUCCAAUUCCCAUUCUACCAUUGCCAACUCCUGACGCUGAGACAGAGAAACUGAUAAAAAUGAAGGAUGAAGAGGUAAGUACUACUCUACCACAAGCUCCAGAUCUUCCUCAUCAUCUCUAACUUUCCUUUCCUUCUGUCUUCCUAAUAGUCAGCUCCUUGCCAUUUUUUAAAUUAACCAAUACCAGACAUACCACUAGCAUUGGUGGAGUCUCUAUCAUUCUAACAAGUAAAUGUUAUGCUAUUUAAAAGGGCAAUCUCAGCCUCAUACCAAUGAAAGCUCACUGCAGUGGUUAUGGUGCAAAAAGUAUCUGGCAUAGUCCCCCAGCUAAAUAACCGGCUUCCAGGUCACUCAGCCUGUCAUUGCCAUCAAAUGUUGGACAGGCUAAUGUGGCACUAUUAUAUCAGCCAAGAUUUACACUUGGGCUUUAGGUCCUAGGAAAGCCCUAUGUUUGUGUCAAACCACUCAAGCAGUUUGAUGAUAACUGGUGGAGAUAUGACCCAAAGACUCUUUGCACUAUAACUACUACAGUGAUCUGUAUGAUAUUUGAAAUGGCCCUUUUAGGACUUUCCAUCUUUUCCCUUAAAGAGAUCCUAAAGUGACAGGAAAUCAAACCCGUUUUCCUGGCACUCUCGGCUCUUGGAGAGCCCCCCUCCCUUGGCGCUGAAGGGGUUAAAACCCAUUCAGCACCGGGUGGUCCUUUAAUACUGUAUAUACUUAUGUAACUUCAUCAGAGAUGAUGGUCAAUGGCCAAACCAAGAUGCAAGGACGGUAGUUUUAUAACAAUAUAUAACAAAGGAAGCGUAAAAGGCAUGUGAAGAGAUGAAAUAUGAUAUUGGAAAUCAAAAAAUGCGACUAACACACAUUUAUUGGAGCUUUGUACAUUGAAUAAUGAGUUAUAAUAAGGAAUUCAAUGGUAGAGUGGAACUUAAGUUCCAAGGUCACCCCUUCAUAUUCUAAGCUCAUGCCUUGAUGUAUGUUAUAUAUACGAUGUCAGUAAUAUAUCUGUUUUAAUACUUUCUCUUCUUUUUAAUAUCUGUCAGUGUUAUUUACUAAACAAUGGAUAGUUGGGAAAUGACAAGGGAAUUUAAAACGUUAAGCCAAAAUGACAGCUUCUCAUCUUUUCCAGGUUAACUAUUGUGGCCCAAGUAUAAAAGUCCCUGUUUAAUUCUAAGCAUUUCUUGGCUUAGUGAAUAACCCAGAAUGUGUAAGUCAUGGCCAAUAUAACUCUCCCUCUCUUUUUCCUCCAGCUUCGAAGGAUGCAGGAAAUGUUGCAAAAAAUGCAGCAACAGAUACAAGAGCAGUGAGCUGCCCGUCAUGACGGCACUUCCCCCUCACGUUUCCCACACCCCAAGCCUAUCACCUCUAGGACCAGUACUGAGAAGGAUGUGAUGUCUACGGACUCAACGCUGUAUCUUAUUUAUUACUCUCAGCACCCGUCCAAAACGAAUGCCUCCUUCUGUUGACUGACCUCUCCCAUUCCAUCGUGAUAUCACUGUUAUGGAGCCAAGCACUUCACAUUUAGGCUAAUCAAAUAUUUUAUUUUUUAUUUCUAUCAUUUGCCCUUCAUCCUAAAAAAAAAGGCUGUGAAAAACAAACAAACCUGGAUAUGUUUAAAAAAUUGUGAAACAAGAAAGACACAGCCCACAGCCUUAUGGGAAAAAAUGUCCCAGAAACGAAUGCUUACUUUAAUUCAAGAGAACACAUCCUGUUUCUUCCACCAGGCUGUGUCCGUAAAGCAGAAGGUGCAUUUAUCGAGGGGUGGGGAAUGAAAUUUUGUUUUGUACCUAUAUGCUUGUCAUUGCUACAAGAAAAGCUUGUGUUAUUUUUUAUUUGUACAGUGUUGCAGUAUGUUGGACUCAGGACCUUUUUUUGUAUCAAUGUUUAUUCACAGUAACUGUUACUCAAUAAGUAACCCACUGAGGAAGGAGGAAGUCGUGAAAGGGUGAACAGUGUAUUGGCAUAGAGUGUCCACUUCUAACACAGAAUCAAUAUGAAAAUGUGAUGUGAUGGAAAGCCAUUAUUAGACCGCAGAUGGACAAUAGGUAAAUCCCCCAGCUGUUGUAGAACUACCGUGACAAAACAUCUAGGUAGUUAUUGCCACCCAUUCAGUAGACAUUUGUUCUUUCCAGCUGUAUAGUAUAGGGGAGUGAAUGGUGUGGAAAAGUGUUAGUGAAGCUAGGGUAAGCAUUCAGUUUAGGUAAUGAAUACACAUUAUGUAGGGAUAUUUUGCCGAAAAUAGGUGCACACAAGCUGUAGGUUGAAGAUCGGGGGUGCCCAAAAGGCCUACAAUAUCCAUGAUACAUAGCCAUUAUAUAGUCUGGCAAAGCAUCUUGGACAUUGUAGUAUUACAACAUUUGAUCUGUCUUCUAGGCACCCCUGUUUUAGAUUAUGCGGAAUCAGGAUAAAUGGAUGGGGGGGACAAAAUUCCAGUGGAAAAAAAAUUGUGAACUAUGACGUUAUCAUUUUCUUUAAUUAAUGCGCAAGAAACAGAGCAAAGGUAAAACUUUUUGCAUCAAUUUUAAAGCAUGAAAUUACAGUUGACGACAUCCACAUUAAUAUUUGUGACAGGUACAAAAAAAAGUCAGUGUGUUUGUUGCCUUUGAGCUUUUUUCCUAUGGUUACUCCAUCUCUCUAGCUAAGGUGAUUUUAAACCAAUAGCAAUUCUGUGUCGACAUGCACACACAAUGCAGUAAUUUAAUGCAAACUCCUGACAUAUAUGUGUCCUAUUAUACUAACAGUAACUUUGAGUACUGCAAAGAGGACCAAGCAUCCCCUCACUCUCCAGCUGAUGCAGACUGAUGACUGGAGUUCCAGAGGUUGACUGUCCAUUAUUACAACCUUUGUAUAAUCUGUUUUAACAUGAUCUGAUGUUUACUUUUGGGGGUUUAUUCUCUAUACAAGUUGUGGUGAAUUGACACGUUAUUUGCCAAAGUUGGAAAAAUGUUUUAUUAUAGUUUUUUGGUACAUGGAAGAAGCAGGAGUCAACAUGACAAAAGAACAUUUUAGAGUGUCAUAAUAUGACAUCAGGAGGUUACAAGAGAAAUUGCCACAUUUUGUUAAACAUAUUUUUUAGCUCAGUACAACUGUUUUGCAAAUGAACCUCUUACUGCAAAUUGAAUGAGUUUAUCUACUGUUAAAUUAAUGUUUUCUUUUAGUUUGCGUAUUCAGCACUUUCCUUGAAAUACACUAUGUAGUCUAACCUGAUGGGAACCCCACUUUCAUAGAAGGGACCAAGCAUAUCAUUUUCAUUAGCUGCUGACCAUGUAAAUUGCAUUUAGCGGUUCUCUGGAGAUCAAUAUUUUUAUAGAAUCACUUUACCAUUUUGCGUCCCAUUACCAGAUGGCGUCCCAAGGUACUGCCAUUCUUGGCAAUAGAGGAAGAAUAAGGAAAAAUGUGAGAGCAGAGCAGAAUAUAUACCUAACACUGUGCCCAUUUAAAUGUCAAGACAUUUGCAAUGUGCUAUACAUCGUGCAUUGUAAUAACAACCAGUGGUUAACCAACUUUGUGCCAUGAAGACUUGCAGUUCAAAUUCUUCAACAUGUCACCAAUACAUGUGGACACGUAUUCUUUAGCUAUGUCCCUGAGCCUCUAGCCAUGCAAAAUUGUUAAAUAGUAAACCAAUCUUGAUAUAACUUAUAUCCAAUCUCAAUAUAUCUGUAUAUUCCAAGCUUUGUUACUUUGUGUCCACUGAACUUAUUACACAAAACACUGCUGUCUCCUUUGCCAUGUAUUGCAGUCUCUUUUUACGCAGUAAUAAAUCGCAGUUAUUGUGUGAAAUUUAAAAGCGGACCUGUCACCAUGGGAACAACAGGAAUAUUGCACAUGGUUCCGACACUCUUAGUCCCAUAAUUCCUCUGUAUACACAAACACUGUAUUGUUUAAUUAAUAAAUUUGAAAAUGCGCCCAUACUAAGAAUAGCUCAUCCAGACUGUUCACUUUCAGAUAAUCACACACUGUUAUCAAAGUGCCACAAACACCACACAAAAUGUGGUGCCAUAGGCACGCCACAUGGACCACAAUUAAUUGUGUAAUGUCAAACCAUUAGCAAUGGGUGUAAAGAUUUUCCAGCUAUACAUAUCACAGUUACAAAGCUCAAUGUGAGCUACUUUCCAGAAUGAGACACCUGUUCACUGCCUUCUGAUCGGUGCUUAGCUUCCUGAAUUCUGAUUGCAUCAAAACAACGGGAGUUACUGGGAGAUUAAAACGAAUCAUGCAAAAUCCCUGGUUGAGAUUGAAUUUACUAUUUAAGUGUAGAUUGAAACUGGUUCAGCAGCUAGACUUGCUAGAGGCCGAAUAGGUAAACUUUAACUUCAUCAUAGUCAAAUAUCAACUUCACCUUCAACCUCAACUUAUAGACAAUUUGAAAAUAAAGGGGUUAAGUAGACCCCACUGCCUGUUAAUCCUGUGCCUAUGUCGCCUUACAAAUAAAGUGCAACCCUCUGUCCAACAGUAACCCACCUCCUACAGUGCAUAACUGACCCCUGAAUAUUUCUUAUAAUGAUUGUUGCUGUAAGUUAUGUUUACAACCUGAGAAUCCUAAUAAAUAUUUAAAAAUGACUUGCACUGAUGUGACUUUAGUAGGUACUGUGUGUUUCUAAGAUUCCAUUCUUACUCUGUGUAUAAUACCUGUCCUUUUUCAUGCAAAAAUAUCACACUUCCAGUAAUUAAAGCUGUAAUCAAGUGUAUAAACCAAACUAAGAGAUUUCUGUUACCUGGCCAAUGCACAAGCACUAUUGCAAGGUAACUCUGAUAGGGUAACAAUGAUGCCGUUGCACCAAGUAUGUUGAUGCUUUGUGCAUUAUAUAACUAAAAUGUUCAACUUUGUUUAACCAACUGUAAAGAGGCUCUGUUGUACUGAUAGUUUUGGAUUUUUUUUUGUCUCUUUUUUUUUGUGUGUGGAUUGAUGGCUGAAUUUCCGCAGUUAA
Molecule: messenger RNA, 62950 nt
Organism: Pelobates cultripes (western spadefoot toad)
Lineage: Eukaryota; Metazoa; Chordata; Amphibia; Anura; Pelobatidae
Source: the annotation of a GenBank genome assembly